Messenger RNA from Xyrichtys novacula (pearly razorfish), 49347 nucleotides. The record is from the annotation of a GenBank genome assembly. NCBI's taxonomy places the organism in Eukaryota, Metazoa, Chordata, Actinopteri, Labriformes, Labridae.
AUGGAGAGCACGAGAGCGCACGGGGAAACUCUGCUCGUUACAAGACACAGUGGGGGAAAGAUCAUUGGAUCAACGGCCAUGAUGAGUGACCCACCCCAGGGACACCUCCACCUGCGGCGGGCUGUGAUUUUUCUCCUCGCGCUCACGAUACAACCGCAGGUAAGCCACUGAUUAAGUGCUAUUUUGGGCUCUUAAACCCCCGAAGCUGACUUUUAACUGUGGUUUAGCCUGUUUUUUCUUAUCACAGCUGCGUGCAAACAGUCAAUAAUGGAGUCCACAAACACACACACACACAUGCACACACACACACUGUCCAAUCCUUCUUUGUGCUGCCCUCAUUCUGCUCCUCCAUGGCGCUGUGCCCACCUGUUGUUUCAGCCCGCUGGUGUCUGUCAGCCCACGCAGAGAGCUACUGUAAUACUGAUUUAGAAACAGAAAAAAGACAUGUUUGCUCAUGGGAAUGUUUAGCAAAUUCUUAUUUCUUAGCUCUGUGAGUAAGUGACUGUUUAUUAUAGCACUGCUUGUAUACCAAACAAAGAGUGUAAUGAGGCAGACAUAAAACAAAUUAAGCUCAAUGAUUGCUGACAGCUGCUGCCUGUGAUUUAUUUUGGGGAUUUCAGUGACAAAAAAAAUUGAAAAUAGUUUCUCUGAAAGGGCUUUGGUGGCCCCUGAAUAAAAGAUGAUGGAUUUAGAGCUCCUUGAGAACCAAUCACGCCCUCUGCUCAGUGUCCAUUCCUCUUUAUGAGGGAUGGAUGCUUCUGCAUUCCUCUGCAUCUCCAUUUCAAAAGGUUUUUUUUCCUGCUGGUUCUUUGUUUCUUUGCCACUUUCUGACAUUUUCAUUUAAACAUUUUGUUGCACACGUCCUUUGUGUGUUAUUUGCAGGUUUUUAUGAAUGACAUCAUGUCUCAGCAGGUCCUUCCCUCAGCAAGACCUUUUAAAAACGAUUCCAGCUCCUUGUUUUGAGCAUCAUUGUGCCAAAAAUAUUGAUAACAAAAGUGCAAAACUACAUUUUUUCCCCUGUCACCCUCUGAGCUGUCAGGCAGCUGCUGAUCAUGAUGCCUAUGAUGUGUGACAGGACUCAGCAGUAGCUCCAACAGGCCCAGAGGUGCUCCACUGUGUGCAGGUGUGUGUGUGUAUCAGUGUGUGAAUGUGUUUUCUGAACACAGAGCUCACAUCCAGCAUGUGCGUAUCCUGGGUGUGUGUGGAGCCCAGGGCCACAGCAGAAUAAACUCCAGGGCGUGUGAAUGUUGAACGAUCGGGCAGCUCUGUGUCUCUCUCUCUGCACCUCUGCAACCCCUGCACAGCUAAGAAACAACACACUCCACUCCCUCUGCUCUCUGACUGCACUGCAGUGUGAAACACACACUUUGGAUCCUCUACUGCUGCUGAGGUGGCUGAUGGUUAUUAAUGCAGGAGACAGGGGAGCAUGUUUGUGAGAACAGGUCUAGAAAUGUGCAGAAGAAGAGAAAUGAUUGAAGUUCAAAUUUUUGCUGCAUAGAAUAAGCUUGAAGACGGUGUUAUGAUGUGAAAUUACAUCUGUGAGCGAUCAUGUACAGCUUUGCAGAUUCAUAAACACUAAGUAGAUCCGUUUGGAUUGAACACACUUGAUUUCUUUUCAUUUUAAGACUGUUUAGGACCGCGCUCAAUCACUGCUGCUGUCUCCUAAUAACCCGCCACUCUUCUUGCUAUUAAGAUUAACUUGCUGAUGAUCUAGUUUAGUUUAUUGCAGUUCCUCAUCGGAACUUUAACUCUGUCUUCUUUAUAGAAAAGUCUAAUAACUUAGCAGUCUGAGUGCUUUUCGAGGUCGCUGGUUUGAUUCCCAGCCAUGACCCUUUUGCUGCAUGUCGUCCCCCACAUUUCCUGUCCCUCUUCAGCUGUCCCGUCUGAUAAGGGCAAUAAAAAAUAAUAAAAAUAAAUGUCCCCCUCAAAAACCCAAUAAUACCCGGUUAUGCCAGGAAAAAGAAGAGAGUCUUUGCUUGAAAUUGUCGCCCCGUUUUUAUACCCUGUGCAGAAGUUGACCCAUUUCUCUAGAUCUUCAAAAGCAAAGCAGUGAAAUCCAUGAAACUCUAAUCCACAGCAAAGGUCUAUUUACUAUCCGAGUAAAACUGCCACUUUAUGAUAUUUUCUUCCUGUAUUUGACACUGAAACUCCUGUAAGGAAACUUUAAAGUUGUUUAAGCACCCCCUGAGGACAAAGCAGAACCUCUUAUCUCUUUUCUGACUUUGUCCUGUUCAUGUUGAAGUCGUGUUUCUUGGAAAGAAAAGGACUCACUCUGCUGUGUUUGAACAGUCUUUCCUGUGGAACAUGUAAAAAGUCUGUUUUAGAAGCACACAGUUAAUCUCUGUCUGAUACCUGCCUCUUACUAGUGGUUAAAAUGAGCUUUAAGUGCACGUUAGUCAUCGAUAAUAAUCGCUCUUCUUGUUUGCUUUUAUAGGCAAGAAAGUGGCAACAGAUAUUCUAUUUGAGUUUCUGACUAAUAUGAAGUACAGCUGACUUUGUCUUUGAAUUGUGCUUCACUGGUUUGUUUUUGUUGCUUUUAACGUAUCCUUUAACUCAGCGCUCUUGUUUAGUCACUUGGAUUACUUGUUAGGAGUUUGGACAACCUUUAAAACUUAAAUACAGCUCAGACGCUGAACCAUAAAUGCACUUCGAUCCUCAGAUGCAGAGGAUUUGUUGUUGAAGUUGUGCUUUGGUCCGACUAUCUCCUGCAGAGCUGGUCUUAGCCUUGGCGUGGUUCCCCCCCUCUCUCUCAGUCUCUGUGUCUCCCUGACGUCUGUCUCCUUCUCUCUCCGUCUCUCCUUCCUCUCCCUCUGGUCGGACUGGGCGCUGAAACGCUGGUAUGCCGAGAAUGAUUUGGCCGGCGAGAGGAGGAGAGGAAGAAAGGAGGAUGUAGAGUGAUGAGCGCCACUGUAUCUCCACAAACCUUUUGAUGUCGACCAGUUCGACCCCUCUCCCUCCCCUCCAUCCCCGUGACCCCUCCCACCUCACCCUCUCUCAGACAGGGACAGGGGCAGGAGAGGGACACACAGGCACACAAAGGGGCGACUCACACUGUGGUUGUGCAAAAGACUGAGUAUAUAUCAGAGCUUGUUUGUUGUAGUGAUACCUAUCCAUGAUCUUUACUCCACUUGGGGACACAUGAGUCAGAAUCUUGGUUUUAAUGAGCAACCAUUAAGUCCGGUUUUGAGCAAAAAUGCCAAAAAAAAAGCUGGAAUUAUUCAGAUUUAUUCAUCGAUAGAGGUUUCAUGGCAAACAGAGAUAAAAAGUGCCUCUGUUUCAGUGUUUUCAUAAGCCAAAGUCAUUAUUUCGUCUGCUACAGUGACAUACAGACCCACACAUGCACGCACAUACCUGACCCUGGUGCCCCGCUGCUCUCAGGGGGUCUUGUUAACUCUGCAGUGUGUGUGUGUGUGUGUGGGAAGGGAUAGUGUGUAUGUGCGUCUCCUCCGCCCAUCUUUAAACAGGGAGGGGAACACAAAAGAAAAGAAAGAGAGGCAGAUGAAAAGGAGAAGGGCAACAAUGCAGAAAAGAGCUGAUGGCCACAGAAAGAGAAAUGACAGGAGAGAUACAGCUCGUUCCCAGAUAGAGAAAAUAGAGGGCAGGAGGAGGGGGAGGAGGAGGAGGAGGUGGAGGAAGACCAUGAGCAGGUUCUCAGUGUCAUCGUCCCCUGGGAGGAGAGAGUGAGAAAUAAGAAGGGAGUGGUGGUGACACAUAGAGGAGUAAAGAAAAGAGAGAAAGACAAGGAAGUGGAGAGAUAAACAGUAUUAAAUGGCAGGAGUGAGGGGGUACUUUUCCAUGAUUUAGAUGGAAAGACUUGUGGGAAUCAAAGUUGCUGUUUGAUGUCUGUGGUCGGGUAACUCGCUGAUAAACAAAUUACACAAAGGCGACAAGAAGGCUGCUGCAGAAGUAGGAACAGCACUCUUCAGGAAGCAUGAUAGUCUAAACUAGAACUUUCUUCGAUGUAUGUUGUCCUGUGGUUGUGUAAGAAUGAUGCGUCAAUGCGGGCAUCAGUCUCGCCUCUGUCCAUCUCUCUCUCUCUGCAUUUCUCUCUAUCCUUUCUCUUAACCCAAUGCAGACUUGUCUGACUUGUCUGGUUCUGCUCAAGGUCUCUGCCUGUUAAAAGGAAGUUUUUCCUCCCCUCUGUUGUUGCAGUCUGUUUCACUAUCAGCUAUAAUCUUAAGAAGCUCAGAUGUGCUAUACGAGGAAGUACCCUUGGUGUUGAAAUGAAGGCUGACUGUAAAAGCUCAGGAAGUCCCAUUUCCAUACAUGCGCAUAAUACGCAUGUAUUUGCAUGAUAAAAGGUGUGGCCUAGUUGAGAUGUAACUGUCUGCAAGGAAGCUCAUGGCCUGUCUCAGAUCCACGUCUUUGUUUCCAUGUUGACUAAGUUUUACUGAGUUGGCCUCAUCAAAAAAGCAACAGCCAUCAAUUAAUAAUAAUAAUAAUAAUAAUGAUAUUAAUAAUAUCUUGCAUUUGUAUAGCGCCUUUAAAGAUACCCAAAGCGCUUAAAGGUGGGGUAGGCAGGAUCUGAGGAAGUGCCAGUUUUUGGGGAGAAAUCUUGAAUGUAAACACGACCCCUCCCAACCAGUUUUCCCCUCAGCUCCUCCUCUCCCCUCCCUCUCUGCUCCUUCAAACCCCGCCCACAAACAGACGCUCCUGCUCGCUCGUAUCGUUUCAAUUAAAUUCAGAUAUAAUGCAGAUAAAUACUUCAGAUCAUUACAAAUGGGGCCCAGUUAACGUGGAAGUAAACAGCAUUGGUGCUACUGUAGAUGACAACAGACUUCCAGCAAACACAAUGUUUGCAGGACUUCUACAACUAGGAUAAAGUGACAUAGUCCAGGACCCGAGGUAAACAGUUUAGCGGCGCUAUAACACGCAGCAGGUCCCGUUUGAGAAGAAACACUUCUGUUACAGACACUUGGCUUACUUUGUUAAAGCGGUUUACCUGUCAAGCAGAAAGGUUACAGGGUCCCUAAGAUCCCAAAGCAUCCCCCAUUAUGCUGAUGUUGACCCAGCUUCUUAGCUCUUGUCUGGUCUACCUCCGUUUUAAGCACCUGUUAUUCCGCCAGAGUCUCUGGUGUUCGUUUUCUUGCUUAUGUCGGCAGUCGUGGCCAAAGGAGGAUUCAGACAAUUUCCCGUACUUUCUGGUUGGUUUCUACUGUCUGAUAUUGUAGCAUAUUAUGUUUGUUUGGGCUUGUGCACGUUAUUGGAGGACGUUGAGCAGGGUCAGCCUCACAACCAAUCAGGUUGGUGGAGGCGGAGAAUGGGUUUGUUUACAGUCAGAAAGAGCGGGCGCACAAAAAAUUUAAAAUCUUGACUUCACAGACAUAACAAAACACAGCGAUAUCGUUACAUUACCAAAUGUCAUCAAUAACUAAUAGCUACUGACUGAUAUUAAAAGCUUUUUUGUAUAUACAACACAAAGAAAGAUGCUUCUUUAACGAAAUCCCGCCUACCCCACCUUUAACUUUGCAAAACAUAUGCACCCGCUUUGGUAUCUUCUCUGUAACUAGCUUCCACCAGAAGUCCCCUUAAGCAGUAUAAAAAUAGUGGAAGGGACUUGGCUUGUAUGGUUCGGUGUAAAUCUGCCUCUUGGUGCCUUUGAGGACAAUUAAAAGUUUUGAUUUUCAUGUGCACUGUGCAAAUGACUUUAGCAUUUUAAUACCUGUUCUUUCUAAGUUUAAUUAGUCCAGAUAUUAAUGCAAUUUUCUCUUUCCUGUCCCUGCCCCUCUUCUCUCUCUGGACCCAGACCGUCUGUGCUGUUGGGAUGUUUGAGCUCCAGAUCCGUCACUUCCGAAACCCACACGGACUCCUCCAAAAUGGGGACUGCUGCGACCUCCCAGCCAUUGGGGGGCAGCGCUGUUCUGCUAUGGACCAAUGUGACACAUACUUUCACGCCUGCUUGAAGGAGUACCAGAACCGGGUCGCCCCCACUGGAGCCUGCACCUUUGGGUCAGGCAGCACCGGGAUCCUGGGCGGAAACUCUCAGUCGCUCCACCACAGAGGACACGAUGGAGGAGGAGGAGGACUAGGAGAGGAUGGGACUAAUGGACACAUUGUCAUUCCCUUCAAGUACGCCUGGCCAGUAAGUACAGGGGCAGUGCUGGUUAUCAGUAUGGUUACCAAGGGAACAGGCAAAGCUUCAAGUACAACAAUACACUCAAAGUGAGGCUCGAGUGGAAUAACAAUGGCACUCAGAGUUCAGGCAACCAUGCUUUUACACCCUCACUGUGUGUGAGUGAAAAUUGGCCUUAAAAAAACACACAAUAGAUAGAAACUGGAUAACAGUGACUGAACACCUGUGAUCCAUUUGAUACAUCCUCACAGCAGUGUAAACAUGUGAAAAUACACUGAAUAGAUUUUGCCAAUGUGGAUGAAAAGUCAGAGUUAUGAAACACUCUUAGAAAAGUUUGUAUCGUAGGAAUACUUCUUCUUCAUUCUACACCAGCUUCUCCCAGACAGCAAAAACAAGAGUCGCCUGAAUGUGUGUGAGGAAUAGUUAUCAGAGUAUUUCAGCCUUGUGUUUGACAUCUAAUAUGCAGGGUGUAACGCACAGCAGCUUACAGAUCAUGGAGUCAGAAAAGUCAGACAGCGCACAGCUUGUGCUCAUCAAGAGGUGAUACAUCGAGGAUCAUUUACUUUGUUGUCAGAUUUCUCUUGAGCCAUAAAGGUUAUGGAUGUGACAUGAGCUGUUUGCCGUACCACCCUAACUAAACAUCCCAUGAUGUGAUUACAGGUGAUCAAGGAAAUGAUGCAACACUGUUUGAGACUUUAUAAAUGGCUUGCUGUGCACAAGUCAAAGUCUCUCCUUCCUUUUCCCUCUGCCUUUUCUUCCUCAAUUAAUCUGAAAACUCUGUCUCUGUGUGACGAACUCUGCGUCUCUUUAUUGCUUUCUUCACUUCAUAUUGAACAAUUUGCCUUAGGAACAAACAUCACGCUGUGUGCCUCUCUAUCUCUGUCCUCAUUAAAGAGUGGACCAAUUAAUCCUCCAUUAGCACAGCAGUUGAUGAGCACAGCCAAGAAAGAAGUAUUGAUUCUUCAUUUAGUCCACCUUUUUCUUACCUCUUCUGUACCUCCCUGCCUCUACCUCUAUUUUUUAACACAUUGUUCAAGAAAAACAAAAACAAAAAGAAUCACAAAUAUCAGUGUAGAGAUAAUUAGAUUAUAAUCUAGAAGUGCUUCAAUCAGGAAAGACCACACAUUAAGUGUUAUGGUUGAAAUAAUUUAAGCUGGGUCGAUCUGCUUUUCUCUGGAUUCGAUUCUUCUAUGAUUUUUUUGAACGCCAAUUCGAUUUAAAUCGCGAUUCUACGAUAUUGCCCAUUGUUCUUGAUUUUUAACCCCAGUGAAACAGUUGAAUGAUUAUGAUUGUCUACUGACUAUUUCAGGAACCAUAUUUCCCCCAAAAAUACACAUGACAUGUAAGUCAGUUUUUAAGAUUUAUUCUUAAAUUUAAAAAAAAAAGAUUUUUGAACAUAAUUAUCAAUUAAAAAUUGUAAACCAAAAAAAUCACAAAAAUUAUGUGAAUUGAUUUUUUUCCCCCCACACCUAUAAGCCGCCCCUUUUUUUCAUUAUUGACACAAGUUAUGAGGCAUCAGCGGUAAAACAAUCAACGGUAACCAUGAUUUGUUUGUCAGCUUGUUUACAGUUGGAAAUUUUUUGGGGCCAAUAUGCAAAGAAAACUCCGUAUUUAAUCUUUUCAGCAUUAAAUAUUAGUGCUUUUUUUUUAAAUCAGCUUCAGUGUCUUCAUAUUUUUAUAUCAAGAAAAUUUAUUUCAUUUUAUCUUAUUUAAUCUUUAUUUAACCAGGUAAAAUCCCAUUGACAUCCUUAUCAUAAAUAUCACAUGUCAUAAUAAAUGCAAUAGAUAUAAGGGAACCAACAACAAAUUCACGGUUAAAGUGCAACAAUUUCGGACAAUUACAAUUUAUAAAUAACCAAAUAUAGAGCAAAAGAAAGCACCCAUGCUUUAAACUGAUUCAUUCUUCAUUCAAUUUGGUUUACAGAAAAUAUAAGGAGUUAUAAUUCAGCAACACAAAGAAACCAUUAUAACUCGUAUUUGCUGAAAUCCACCAGUCUACCACUCCAUCAGGCCCAUCUUUUACUGACUUUUCUCUUCAGUCAUUAGAGCUUGUUUGUCAAUAUUGUUUAAAGGGAAAACCUUGGAAACCUCUGAAAAGACUUUGCAAGGACACCCUAGAGAGCUACAGUCUUUUCAGAGGAUUGCAGAGGUUUUGUUUGUCUCUGGGUUUUACUGAAAGAAAUCCUUUUACAUUUUGUUUCCGAUCACCCGAGCACGGUCUGUCUUUUAUUAAAGUAUGACAGAAGUUCCUGCAUAAAAGCAUCAUGAUUAUAUUUUGUUAUAUAUCCCAGAUGGAGGUUUAGAUAGGUUAACAAACACUUUAAUUACAAACACACCGACUUAACUGCACACACCAUCCACACUUGCAUGCGUACACACACACACACACAAGAAUGUAACACACAGUUGGCUUAGGUUUCUUCUUUGUGAUUAGUAUCAGCCCAUUUACCUGUGAGACUCUCUGUCCCAGAACCAAUUAUCCUCCCUUAUCUGUGUACAAUACAUUUCUGUGUGUGUAUGUGUGUGUUAUAUGUGUACUUUGUGAGUGUGUGUGUGUGCGUCUUUCACACAUUUUCGUGUCCUUUCCUGUACAUUGGGGAAGUAUGUGAUUGGCAGGCAAGAGUGUGAGAAAGUUUUACCGUCAGAAAGUGUACCUGGAUCAGUUUCAGGGCUGGGCCGCGGGGCGAGCAAGGCUGGACUGCAGAGGGAGAGAGAGAGAGAAAGAGAGAGAGAGAGAGAGAGAGAGGUGGGACACAGAGGAGCGAGUAACAGUGCAUCUCGGGCUGAAAGACUCGCUUUAUCUGACCAUCUCUGUGAGGUGGAGGGUGGAGAAGGAAGAGGAGGGGGAGAAGGAAGGGGAGAGAGAGAGUGAUCCUCCUGCCCCAGGUGAGGGGAUGAACAGGUGAGCGAAGUCAUUAUGAGGGAAAGGUGAGCUCUUUCUCUCCCGCCUCCCCCCCUCACUUAUUCAGCCAUUCUUUCUCUUUUUCUCUCACUAAUCUCUUCAGGGAAAUGUGUACAUGAGUAGCUGUGUGUGUGUGUGUGUGUGUGUGUGUGUGUGUGUGUGUGUGUGUGUGUGCUGUGUGUGUGUGUGUGUGUGGGCUUGUAUUUGGUUAUGAAUCGGAGUGCUGAGAUAAUUCUUUGUGUUGUGUUUGUUUUGUGUACGCUGUCAUCGUGAUUGCAGGAGGGUUUACAUCCCUGUGAGGCUGCCGUAAAUCUGAGCAGGAUUUCUCAGGAACUUUUUACCAGACUGUUAAUAUAAUCUGGAUUAUUUUCUGUUAGUCUUAUAAAGUUACUUCUGAUUGACAAACUUUUGACCAAAUAUCCAACAAAAGAUCCUGAUCUCUGUCUCAUACAAGGGGAUUUACUUUAGGGCUAAAGGAAAGCUGUUUUGGGUAUGAAUGCUCAUGGACAGAUAAUGGAGAGGACGUAUUUGUGUAUGAAUACAGCAAGUUGAAUGAUGGCUGAUGACUAACAUCGCUGCAGAUAUGCUCCACCUUAAUGAGAAACAGACAAACGGUUCACAGUCUGACACUAUGAGCACUUUGUGUUUGUAUUUUACUCCUUUGUGACCUUUGCCACGCUUUUGUUGUAAAUACCUCACAGCACAAUAGUCUCUCUUCUACUCAAGGUGUAGGCCAUCUAGUUGGCACUAGCUCCUCACUUAAAAAUUAGAGUAAACAGUCUUUGAACUCACUAAGGCAAUUUUCAUAUAUGAAACUAUUCCUGUUUGAUUAAGAGGAGCCGGACUGAAAUUUCACUUUAAAGGGAUACUCCGGCAUAAGAUCAAUUUAGGGUCCAACACACCGUAGCACUGAGUUAGACACUCCUUCGAGAGAUGAAUGUUGCCGACUGCUUGCUUCUCUGGUUAUACCAACAUUUGUGACGACCGCAGGAUGAGAUACCACGUUGUAGUUGUCCUCCUGGUCUGGUUUUAAACAGUAAAACUCGAGUGAUCAGUUACCCUUGAGAUCAUCUGAGGGACAUGGCUUCGUUUUCACCCUGGCAUUAGAAUCACAGACACUUAGUGGUCAGGGAUGGUUUAGCGGCGGCGCCUCUGCAGAGAUGGGAAAAGUUCAAAGGUUUCCUUAACUGCGAGGUUAUUUGUGGUGGUUUCACUGAUGGUUGUGUUUGGAUGACGAGGGGGAACAGAGUACAUUUUAAGGACAGUUUUCUGUUAUCUGUGUGUUUUACUGAAGAAGCAGUGAGUCCAGUUCAGUUCAAGCUAAAAUGAGGCAGGUCAGCCAGUAUCAAAUGUGCUAGUCAUGAAGUGAAAUAUAGUUCAAGGUCAGUCAGAUUUUCCUUUUCCCAGAACUGUUGUCAGACAUUGUAGAAAUAUAAUCCCUUUGUCUUUGACCUUUCACACUUAGAAGUAGUCCAUCAAUUCCUGGUUCAGACCUGCUCUUUUGUUCAAAUGACACCUGACUAAUGACAAUAUGAUAGAUGCUAUAGAAAUACCAUAAGCAUGAAGUGAGUGGAGUGAAGUCCCCACCGUUUAUAACCUUUGAGUGAAAAAAACUCAUUCAUGGUCAGGUUCACUGCCAGAGGCCAUCGCCGACUGAUCCUGGGAAAGACUCACAUAUCGAGCUGAAAGUGUGUGAACAGACGAAUGUACCAACUUUGUUCCUGUUGGCUUGUCACUUUUCAUUCCUGGUGACUGGUUCUUGCAUGUUUGCAUAGAUAGGACUCUAAUAUAUUUGUACUGGCUACCCCAUACUGAGUCUGAUGCCAAUUCAUACAGCAUGUUCACAGCACUAAGAAGGCAAAUACAGUUGAUAGAUAUUACACUUUGUGCUGAUGAUGUACUGAUAUCUCAUCUGAUAAGAAUGGUUCCUAAAGCACUCGAGUACUGCUUUGUAAAUGUUACAAUUCUGCACUCUAGUUUAUCCUAACAAAGCUGAACGGUUUUCUUCAUGAAGAGUGAUCAUUGUUGUUUCUGAAAAGGCUCACUUUUGUAUCUGUGUAUCUAAGGUGAAUAUUUUUGCUGCUCUGAGCGCCACAGUUGACAUUUCUUUCACUUCCAUUGUGCGGCGGUCGCGGAUGAUGUCUUUCAGGCACUUUGUGGAGAACAUCAGUGCACGUCUCUCAAUUAAUAUUCUGGGCGUCUUUUUAUAUCUUGGUUAUUUGGUCGGUAAACAUGCACAAAGGUGAACAUAGCACCUCCACCUCAGUGAAAUUCUUCUCAGGCGACUUCUUCUCUCAGGGCAUCAAGUUCAACAUGCAAAGUGUGGCUGUCAUGCAAAUAUGUGCCGGUGUAGCUGCUGUCGUCUUCACAUGUCUCUAUUUUCUCUACUGUUAUUCUUUUAUCUUUCAGAUUUAAAAAAACUUGAAAUGUCCAAUUUUUAUUUAUUUUAAAGGUAGUCGACACCAGAAGACCAGAGUAUGAUGUGGAGAGUUUGUGAGGGCUGUAGGUGGUUGAGGGGGCUGCUGCCAUUUUUAAUUACUUUAUAUGGUUCAGUAAUUUAGCCCAGUUAAAUGGAGUUGAGGGGGCUCUCCAUUUCUAAUUGGUCCCAAGAUAAGUGGAAGUAUUGUGAGAUUAUAAUAAUUAGGAGAGAGAAAAAAAUACAGCUCUGAGAAAGAACUACUCAUAUUGUACUUUUGGAAAUCCUUUAUUGUUUUAAAUAGAUAUUGAUUAUAUUAUUUUAUUGGAUUUAAAGCCCUCAUCAGAAUUGAUUGUUUUGUUAUUUUCUCUUUUGUGGACAUGAAAAAAAAUAAAAAAUAAAAUAAAUAAAUAAAUAAAAUAAAUCAAGCUCAUCUAAAAUGUGAUAUAAACAUGACUCUCUGACUACUUUUAACCCAAAUAUUUACCUUAUAUUUUUUCAGAUUUUUAGUGAUACUUUCCUGAGCCAAGGUUUUGCUGAUUAGAUUUUUUAAAAUCUGAGAAUUCACUUAAAUUCAGCUUUUUUUGUUUCUGAUUUGUUCGCAUCAAUAAAUUAUAUUUUGUCAAACAACUAAAACAACAACAAUGCAAUGUCGGCACUAUAUAUCAGCAAUCGGUAGACCUGCUCCCAAAGGUCUUUUUGGGUUUACAGUCUUGGCUCUCACAGGUUUUAGGAAGUGCUAUUUAUUUGCUGAGCACAGAUUCAAGUGAGACUUCUGCUCUCAGUUCCUGCAUAAUCAUAUGGACUUUUUUAACAUUUGGAUUUCCUUUAAAAAAAAGUUCAUAUUGGUAUAGAUAUAGAGGUAGAGGUCUGAAAGAUACUUGGAAAGCACAAGAUGUGAAACUUGUCAAUUUUGUUACCUUUGAGCAGAGUUUGGUGAGCUUUUCCUGCUCUUUCAGAAAACUAAAAAUACCACUAUUCACAGUAUCCUCCUCUGAAAUGUGGCUAACUAGAAGUAUAAAGCAGCUUGAAAUGAAAAUGCUAAUGUCAUGUAAAUGUACUUUAGAUUGGUUCUUUAAUUUUCUACUUUGCUUCCUCAUUUAAGCGCUUAUAACUAUUCCCUUCAAUACUUAACCAGCUUUGAAGAAACACACACACACACACACUCAUUGCGCUGUAACCAAUGCAUUCCUGCUGUGUGGGAGCGAAACAGGGGGAAGUCAGUGAAGGGAAACGAAAGGAGAGAAGCAUAGUCGGAGCUUUCUUUCUCUCCCCAGUCUCUCUUUCACUCCCUCUCUUCCCGGCGUUUGUGCUCUCCUCUCUUUUGUCCCCUAAUUGACUCACCUUCGCAGCCCUGCAUACCUGCAUGUAUGCUGAUACUGUUGUAUCGUUUGUUCACGCAGACCUGCAGGCUUCUGCACACACACAUAUGCACACACAAUUUAGUCUUUCUAACCUUCUUUCCCUAAAGACACACAACAAAAACGCACAGAAAAACACAAAGAAGGUUAAAUCCAGUGGGAUAAAGAGCUUGUGGUUUUAGAGAUAAGUUAAUAACUCGGGGGUAAACGUCUCGAGGGAAGCUUGUUUUAAUGAUUUCAUUUGUGUGCAAAUUGGAUUUAAAAGUGGGAGUCUCUUGGUUAGAUGAGAAAGAGACAACUGAAGCUUAAUUAACAUGAUGACUGUGAAAAUACAGUCUGCAGAUGUCAUUGUGUUUCAUUUAACGUGGGUAAAUAGACAAAUACACAGGUGUGAUUAGAGUGAAUAGUUUCCUUUUGUUUGCCAUCGAUCUAUUCCAGCUCAUGUCAUAUCUCCACGCUGUCCUUCUCUAACGUCUCUCACCUGUCCUCUAGUUUUAAUCAGUCCUUGUAAACCUUUAGUUCUUUCCAGUUGCCCUUCAGUCACAGCUCAUCCCUGUGGAUCACAGAGUUACAGACCGAUUUAUCAUAAAUCCUCUUCUCACUGUGGUUUCUUAUGUUUCAACAGGAGCAGCCACAGGCAUUCUGAAUCAUCACAUUGAGAAACAUGUUGUGUUUACGAAUUUCACUUUGUCCCAUGACGCCUCUUCCUCCCUGGUUUGUCAUUCCCGUCACGAAACAAUAACUCAAUGUCCAAGUCUAAGUAUACUAAACAUAGAUUAUACCAAAAUCCUUUUGAGAUGGGUAACUCUUGGCUUGAGGAGACUGUGGUGGCAUAUUUAUAUUUUAUUUCAUCUGCCACAAUAAAAACAAAUCAACAUAUUUGGAGGAAAACAUGCACAAUAAUGGAGAGAUGACGGUACAUGGAUAUUUUCCAGCUCAUCGCUUAUGCUGUUUCUGCUACAUACCCAUAAUUUUUCCACCUAAUUGCAGCGAUAGUCGAGCUCUGCUCUGAUGGAAUUAACACUCAAUAUGCAAAAUCCCAUUGUGAUAGUCCAUUGGCAGGUUCGGAAACAAAAACCAAAGCUAAAAAAAAGAACAUCUUUUCUUUGACGAGCAUAAAAAAGGCCUUGUCCUAAUGUAGUGUAGUAUGAAGUGCUCACCUUACCUGAUUUAAAAUGUUUUUAACCACUUUAGAUAACUGAAGUGCCACCCCCUCAUGUAGUAACAGUGGCAGAAAUAUAACAGAAUUUUGAAGCAAUAAUCAUCCUGUAUCAACGACAUUUUCAUAUUUAAGCUCUUGUGAGGAACUUUCUGUCUCUGUUGACUUUUGUGCCCCCUGUAGAAGUAUUAACCCUUGUACUGUUGAGGCACAACACUGUUAAUUUCAGUCUGUUUCAUAUCCCAUAGUGUUUUCAGGUGUAAUAAAGGCUUUGUUAUAGGUGUUAUUGAUGGUUAAUAAAGGCCUUUGGUACAGGUGCCAUAGAAAAAGGUAAAUAAAGUUUUUUUGGGGGCGUAUUAAAGAUUUAAUAAAGGCUUAAUUUCAAGUGUAAUAAAGGCGUUGUUAUGAGUGUUAUUAAUGGUUAAUAAAGGCUUCAUUUCAGGUGUAAUACAGGCUUCACAAAGGCUGAAUGAAGGCUUUGUAACACAUGUAAUAAAGGCUUAAUAAAGGUUGUUUUAGGGGUGUAAUUAAGGGUUAAUAAAGGCUUCAUAUCAGGUGUAAUAAAGGCUUUGUUCUGAGUGUUCUCAAUGGUUAAUAAAGGCUUAAUUUCUGGUGUUAUAAAGGCUUUGUUAUGAGUGUUAUUUAUGAUUAAUAAAGGCUUAAUUUCUGGUGUUAUAAAGGCUUUGUUAUGAGUGUUAUUUAUGGUUAAUUAAGGCUUAAUUUCUGGUGUUAUAAAGGCUGAAUGAAGGCUUUGUAAAACAUGUAAUAACGGCUUAUUAAAGGUUUCUUCAUAGGUGUAGUAAAGCCUUUACUGUACAGCCUCAAAUAAGGCAUUAAGGACUUGUUUUUGUUUUGUUUUGAUGACUGAAAACUUGUAACUUUGAUCAUUUUGGUUGACUGAGAAGUUCUUCCAUCUAGAAUUGAUUGGAUUAGAAGUUCAAAGACAGAGACGUUAAAGUAAUUACUUCAUAAUGGUCUGCAGCUGGUGUCUGAGAUCCCUGUUACAGCAUCUUUCCGUUGUUGUUCUUGAAUCUUUUCAAGUCGUUAAUAACACACCUCUUAAAGGCUGACAAGUCUGGCUGUGUUGGCAACUCUGCAAAGGUCGUAGAAAAUUAAUGGAUCACCUUUUUUUCAAGGCAAAGAAAACAAAGCACCAAACCUGGAAUCACCAGAUCAUCCAUUUGACCAUCUUUUAGUGUAUUUUUGCCAAGACUCACCAUAAACUUUUCACUUCUUUGAUUUCUGUGCAACUGGUGGUUUCUGAAGAUUAAGCAAUCUGCGAACACACUGCGAAAUCCCAUUACUCCAUCAGACACACACCACUCCCACUCUUGUUCUCUUUUCUUAGUCAUAAUUUCUCUGAAAGUGCAGCGGUGAAUGUGAGGCGACUAGACAGGGUAAUUUCCUGCUAAAGUCAGAGAUGAGGAAAGGGGGUGUCAGAGGGGGCGAGGGCGUUCAGUCUGGGUAGGGAGGAGGAGGGGAGGGUGACGGGUGGUAGAAAGAGCACAAGGUUGAUGUUGAUGUCAACGCGGCGGAGGCGAGACCGAGGGAAGUAGGAGUCAGGAGAUGAUCUCAGUGUGAGGCCCGCAGGUGUUUUGGGUGGGGGUCUGGGAGAAUCAUAAGCAGCAGGAGGUAAGCGGGGGAGGAGGGCAGGAUGGAGAUGGGGCAGGGCGACAUGGAGGAUGAGGCCUCAUCGUGUCGAGAGGCCUCUGUUGUUUGAAGUAGCUGCAUAGUUCAGUGUAAGCCAAUUAACCCUGCAGGAAUGUGACUGUCCGACACAGGGAGAAAGAGAGAGAGAGAGGGUGAGGAGAGAGACAUACUUGUUACUCCAGUAUUUUUAUUACACGCUACUUUUUACUUCUACUCCUGAACAAUUCAGAGGGACAGAUUGUCCUUCUUAAUGUUUGUUUAAGUUUUAAUGUCAUAUUUUGAAGUUCCAGUGAGUUUUUAUCGGUGAUCAACCUUCUCUAAACUGCUUGUGCAACCAAAAUCUUGCAAAUUACGCACUGAAACAUUUUCAUUAUUACCAUUAAUUUUAUUAAACUGAGCAACUUAGUAAUUUUUAUUUGCAAUGCUACACUCAUAAGUUUUGACAUCAGUUUUAGCUCUGCAUGCACUGGUUCUCCUUGGUCUUUAAUCAGUGUGUACAGAUAAAUCGAGCCACGAUCAUGGCUUGAGUCGGUUAUUUAGCUGGACUGCUGUUCUUGUCUCAGUUUACAUGUAACUGAUUUACUGGCAGAUGCAGGUGUGCCUCCGCUAUGGCUCAUUCCAGCUGCUCUAAUUUGAUUACAGUAUCCAUUUAGUUUUAUCCUUCUGCUAAGGGCUGAGGUGAACACCUUUUGUAUGUGUGUUUAAAGUCUUCCAACACCUCCAACUCCCCUGUGAUUAGACUUUUGACCUGGAUGGCUGAGAACUUUCAGAUAUCCCACUGAAGGAGCCCAAACUAGGUCCCCUUUAAAGGCAUGGUUGAUAAAAACUGAGCGCAGAACAAUAUUGCACUUGUGAAUCUCCUAAUCCUAACCUGACAGAUGAUGAUGUUUCACAGCCAUUAGGAAUAACCAAUCGGAGCCCAGCACUUCUCGCCAAUCAGAAGCGAAGGAGGGCGGGAUCUUCCCCUACCAUCCAAAAUAAAUAAAAAAACAUCGCGUAUGGGACGAAUGGCUCCCAUUGAUCAAUGUUUUUGCAGCUCUGCACCUGCUAGGGUAAAUGGAUUUUUUCCAUUAAUUUUUCUCUUCACUUUGUGGAGCUCGCAUGAUAAGAUCAUGCUCGCCAUAUAAACGAGGUUCAUAAUAAUUACCAAUCUCUCCAAUCGUCAACCAUGCCUUUAAGCAGCUACUCCAUCAAACUCAGUACUGAGUUUGACGAUGGAUGGAGCAGACCAGAUGAUAGUGGAGAAAUGUGAUGGAGAAGUGGAAAGUGUGUCAAAGGAAGGUGAAGUCUUGUGCUAAUUAUAUCAGGAAUGAAAGAAGAACAUGGAAGAUGGUCGAGAACGCGAGAACAGAGACAUUUAAUUAUAGAGAUGAAGUCAUGGGAGCAGGGUGGGGCAGACUGUUGCACAGUGGGGGUCUAAUUCCACAAGUGGUGCUCAGUGUGUGCGUAGGUGUGUUUUUAACCUGAGGGCAGGGAGAGGGCCAACAAGGGAUAAAAUCCACGGAGACGACUGAAAAAUUCCUGACUCAACUUAAUAUCUUCUGCUUUCCUGCAGACAAUCCGCUGUUUGAUCCAAAGUGAUUAAUUUUUGUUCUUGGUCACGGUGAGCUCAGAAUCAAUCAGCUCCAUGGAAAUCAGGUUUGAUAAAAAGCUUUUCAGAUUGAGUUUCCGUAUCCAGAAUCAGCCCUCAGACAUCAUUUUAGUGGAAAUCAAUCAGAUAUGUUUCAUUACUUGGGCUUUUUGACCCAUUACCAAGCCCAAGGAGCUGACAGCACGGUUUCAUCAUAUCUACCGUACUUACCAACAAUGAUGUCAGCUCUGCCACCAGAAUAGUAAUGCCAUUGUUACUGUGGUUACUAAUUUGUAGUGCAGGUGAGGUGUCAGCCAAUCCAAUCCAGCUUGGGCACAGCCGUCGUCAUGACAACAGUUUGCAUGUUUGUGUGAGUCUGAGUGUGUCAGUGUUUGUACAUGUGCGGGACUAUAAUUACUCCGGCUCUCUGAUGUUAAGGGCGAGAGCUGGCAGGUGUGUGAGAACAAAACGUGUCGAGCUGCGGGUUAUGAAUAUUGAAAGUUUGGUGGAACACUUGCAAAAUUAAUUCUUCCUUCAGCAACACAGAGAGAAUGGGAUUUUCUCUAUUAGUCUCCUGCUUGUAAGAGUGUGCUGACAUGUUUAUGUGUGUAAAGGCUUCAGUGAGUGUGUUAUAUGAUAGGGCUGCUACGAUUCGGCCUCCUGUGGAGCCAAAUAGAUUUUCAGAUGCUGCAAUAAACCCCCCCUGUCAGUAUACAGUGGAGUGAUAAACUAGAUAUAGGGUACUGAAUCAAUUUGAUUCAGUAUCCAUCCACCAGUAAUUCUCUAUCAAAUCGAUUUGUUCAGACUUAUGCAGUUUUUAUAACGGUGUUGUUUGAAUAUUAAGAAUCUUCUAAGAGAAGUAACAAAACUUUGUAGUUUCAAUGCUCUGUUUCACUUCUGCACACACUUUUGGAACUUCGCUCAGUCACACACCAGCGAAAGGUUGCGUGGUUUGAGUAUUCAUGAGGUGCUUUGGAAGGCAGCAUGAUCAACAACCCUGCACAGAUAAAUAUCCUAACACAGGGAAGUCAGACAGCCUUGUUUAUUUUUGCAGCAUGCUGAGAGCUGGAUGGUCUAACUUCAGCCUAAAUGUUGUUUCCAGUUGGGUUUGCCUCAAAUCACAUAUUUCCGCAGAGAAUACACGUAGGUGAUGGCUGGUUAAAUUGUUUUAGAGACACAGUAUUUCACCUCCAUGGUCCAUAUCUUGCAUAUGGAUUUGCUUUUGUCUGGCUCUUCUCUGUCUGUGAGGUUUAAGGUUUGUCGGUGCCUUCAGUGCAGCAGCUCUGGUCCUGCUAUGCUUGUCUGGAGGUACCAGCCUCUAGAGUGACCAGAUUUUACUGAGCUUGAGCUGGACUCAUGUGACCAGGGGCCACCUAACCUAUGGCAAAGUGGAUAUUUCGUAAGUUCAAUCUCAGGAUUUCAUAAAUCAACAAAUUACUAAUAGAAUGAAAAGGAUUUGGAUCAAAAAAAAUAAUUUCUUUACCCAGCCCUGCAGGGUAUCUGGAUGUUUUCUCAUUAUAUGUGUAUGAAGGAAAUUGGAAACCUGUUUUUGAAAUGAUGUGUCAUCCAGACUUUUUAUCAGUCAUUUCACUCCUGAUAGUGAAGUUGAUGCUAUCAUACAUCUAUAUUAUAUGUGUGGUACUGUAUAUAUCUUGUACUUGAAUAAUAAUUGUGUUAAUAUAUAUUUGAGUGACACUUUAUUUUAAAGAAGAGCCUGUUUCUUGAAGGCUUUGUAUAUAAUUUACAAAGAGUUUCAGUGUAAUUUGUUCCUUAUCAAAUUAAAAAUAGAGACAGGGUUUGUUUGGCAAACCUCCAGUAAAUUAAUUUCAGCUAAUUACUCUCACAGCAGGUCCACAGAACAGUCAACAAUGUGAAAUCAGCCUGCAGGCAGCAGUAUCCUAUGAAUUCAAAAAACAGAGUCUAUAAAUGUUCACUUUUCUAUACAGCAUUUAUAUAUUUUUUUCAUUAUUCACACGAGUAUGUGAAACCCAUCAGAGACAUUGCUUAAAGGGAUAAACUGACCUGAAGCUGUUGCGUGAAUCUUCAGCUCCCCUCCACUUAUUAACUGUUUAAUAGAUGACUCCUGCAUGCUGUUGAGUAAACAUUAUUGACUUUAUAAGUGAUGAACCUAGAGUAACAGAGGUCCUAUCUAACAAUCAACCAGUUUGCACCAUCGAUUAUAAAAAUGGGCAACACAACAGCUCACCACAAGUGAAGUUAAACCCUUGAGAGGUCCCUCUAGUGACUGGCUGCAGUGUACAUCCACCAUGACAGCUAGUUCUCAUGAGGUGAAUUAUGUACAUGUGUUCAUUUUUCUAAGAAAUUUGGUCCUAGUUAGUGAUUCGACGGUAUAAAAGGAGACAAUAGGAUGUCACGAUGAACAUGUUGACUAAUGCAGGCUCUGUGCUGGAUUAACAGCAGAAGAGGAAAACCGAAAGAAACCAGAACACUUAAGUCUGGCACACACCAAAGGGUUUUUAACCUCUUAACCAAUUUAAAAACAUCAGAGACCCCACACAUGGCAACAAGUGAUAGUUUUUUUUCCUACUGUGGUAUGCAACAACAUGGUGAACACAGCUCAGCACACACAAGGAGACUAUUUCCAUGAAGACUCACCAGCAGCUGAAGUCCGGAGUCUCAUGAUUUCAAGUCUUUGCAGCCAAAGGAUUUACACCAACCCCUUGACCCAUAGACUGUAUAACCACUGGACAUGGCAUCAGUGAUGUCGUCAAGCUGUUACUGAAGUGGAAUUUUAAAACCAAUCGCUGGCGGUCCCCAUAUUGGUAAUGCUAACUCAACCUAUUAUUUGGUUAACCUUUCUGGAGGCGGGACUUUAGGCUCUUCGCAAAUGGCUGCAGUGUGUCAGUCAAGUCACCCAUGGCUCUGAUUUGCCGAUCUUUUAACUCUGAUAGCUUUGACACAAAAAGAGAGAAGUUUAUCCAUAAGUAACAUCAGUCAAUGGGGUCUGCCUGAUCACUAUAUGCAUGUCUUGUGUUUAAACUAUGCUUGUGCACAUUACAGCUGUAUUUGGGCUUCACUUGUUGAAAGUUAUUUAAGUGCUUGCCUUAUCUUCAGACAAGGCAAGCGCUUAAAUAACUUUCGUAGAUGUAGCCAUCUUGUUUCAGGCCUCCAAUUUAGAUUUUUUCUCGACUUGGUAACUGAAACACUGGUUACUCGGGCGUGACGUCAUUUUCAGCUCCGACAUCUGACUUCUGAGGUAACUUGAAUGCAACAUAAGAUACAUCUUCCUGAUACUCAAAGCGACUCUGCCCCUAAUUUUGCUUGACUUCUUAACAGUAAUGACUAAUAAAUAGAUUGUUAUACUCAGGUUCGACCCCUGAACAGUUGUCACGGGUGAAGAAAUGAGCUCCAGAGCGACAGUCCAGUUUUUGUUUUUUUUUGUACCAGACUAUAAACAUGUUUGUGUGUGGGGUAAAAAUCUGGAGCCUGAUGAGGUUUGGUUGUUUUGAAGACAGCCUUAAGCAGUCACUGUGAAAACAGCAUUUUUUGGCUCUUACACACUGGCUUUACAUCACAGCCUUACUGGCUUCAACUCUCAGGGGGAUUGGCUCGACAAAUAAGCAACAGUUUGCUCGCAAGUGGAACAUAACUAAUUAGAGGGUGUUAAUGAGAACAAAAAUUGUUUUUAAGAUUCAAGUUGGAUCGGAAGCUCUUCCCGUCUGUGCCUCAGAGUAUAUCAGAAAUACAUGAAAUAAUGCAGACCUGUAAGAUGAAGUUUAACCUAUAUGUCUGUUAUGGUUUCAUAGAUAGACAGCAGCUAUUGUUUGAUGAUCAAAGCACAAAAUCGAGGUGUCGAAAUUGACAAAUGGCACGUUUCUUCUACUACAAUCUCCUUUGUACUGAGUAGAAAAAUAGUUUCUGUGCUGAUGCAAGCAUUGUGUGGAAAAAUAAAGACCCCCCCUCUCAGAAAUAUUGGAUGCAUAUGUGUGUGUGUCUGCAUUGCGUGUGCGUGCAGGUGUGCGUGUGAGUGUGUGCGCAUUAGUGUGUGAGCUCGGAGGGGAAAUUCCUCUCUCAGGGCUGGGAGUUCUUCCUGUCGUAGAGCUGUGUUUGUACAGCCUGGCUUUGUCGGGAUAUCCUACCCUGCCCAUGUCUGAGAGGGAGAGAGUGGGAGAGACGGUGGGAGGGAGGGAAGGAGGCAUGGCGGGGGGCAGAGAGGGGCACCCAUGUGGAGGGAGGGGUCACACCGAGGCGUUUGGAGGAAAGAGAAGUGGGCCAAUUUUUUUAUAAACCUUCAUUUCAUCAAAUUUGGCAUGCAUUCACAUACGUCUGUGCAGUGGUUUAAAUUUGCAUAGCUCACCAUAAUCCCGAGCUUUAUCGCUGUUGGCCUGGUGCAAGGCUGGAGAGAGGGGACGAGGCCAGACGAGCAGACAGCCUACAGCCUGGGGGAACGCACAAUUUAUAAUCAGAGCUAAUUCUCUUGUUUGGAUGUUGUCUUGUUUUUGGCUGGGAAACCUAUGUCAGCCCAUUCCAGGCUCCAACCAUCUGCACAUGUCAUGGCAGGGAGCAAUCAGAGGGGGAGCUGACCUGAACCCAGAGGUGUCACUCAGACUUACAUGCUGCAGAAAAAUCAAUCUGUACUGCUGAAAACUGGAAAUAGAAAGGAUACAGGGGAAUUAAAACCCACUUGUACACUUAAAAAAUUUGUCUUUGCAUCUGCUGAUUCCUGCUGCAGUUCAUCCUAAUGCCUGUUAAAAUGAAACACACAGCGCUUUAUCUGUAUUGAUUUAAUUGUUUCAUGUUUUCUUCUUAUGUUUUUUAUUUAUUUUCUGCACUUUUCUUCCCCCAAAGUAAGACUCAGAGAAACAUGAACCCUGCAGUUACAUCCAGUGAGUCCAACAGAAGACAAUAAUGUGUCUUUAAACUCAGGUUGGAGUCAGCCUUGUUGUUCGCUGACCUACUUUAUGUAGCACAGGAUGAAACACCAUGGCAGACUCGAGUGUCAUGAGUCCCUUUUCACACAACACAUAUUGAGUUAUCAGCCUCAGAUGUUACCGAACAAGUAACUGUAAAUCUCUGCCUUUAAGUUUAUUACGGCAUACUCGCAGACAUUGAAUUUAUAGUCAACCAUCUUGAUACAGUGUUAGUAAAAUGGGCCGGAGAUGUUCUGUGCCGGCUGAAUCCUGACACCUCUAUCAAAUUAUCAAAUAAAUGAAUAUUAAUAGAGAUGAAUGUUGCCGACCGCUUGCUUCUCUAGUUAUACCAACUUUAGUAACGACCGCACGAUAGCAAUACACAGCGGUCAAACAAACCUCAACCAAAACGCCACUCUAUAGCCACAAAUAAUGCUCAGAACAGCACCUAACUUCAUCAACAGUACAUAUCUGUAUUGCUGUCCUGCGGUUGUUACUAAAGUUGGUAUAACUAGAGAAGCAAGCGGUCGGCAACAUUCAUCUCUCGAGGGGGUGUCUAACUCGGCGUUACGGUGUGUUUGACCCUAAAUUAAUCUUACAACGGAAUAUCCCUUUAAAUCGAUUCUAUGCUUUGUGAGACAGGUACUAUUUUAUGUGUUGCUACGUGUGUCCUGUACUGUAACAGACAUCAGUGUUGUUAUUAGUUCCACCUUGUUAAAGUAUGUGCUGUAAAAAUGUUAAUUGUAUUUUUCAGAGGUCAGUAGAGAAAGAUUUCCCUAAUGUUGGAAAGUUUGUAAUGAUUCAUGUUUGUAAGGUUUAUAAAGAGGGUAAACCAACAUUUAGGGCCCUAUCAUACACCAACCAAAGCGAUCUUUGUUUACACUUGUUGUGCACAGAUAUCUUCUCCACCUUGUGCCCAGUAUCCAUGUCGUGUUAAAAGAAAUGAAACUGUAAUUAAAGAUUGUAAUAUUUUAUUGCGAUGAAAGAGUUAACGCUGACAGCUCAAGUAAAGACAGUCUGCUCAAAGUUUAUGUGCUAAUUAAAAAUGCAGUUAAUGUUAAUAGAAAUAGAAUUGUAAGUCCUUUGUGUUCUAAGAUUUGCUUCCCGCAAAUAGAAAUGCAAUCACUUUACCCAUCAAGCAGUGGGGGAGAUCAUUUCUGUUUCGCUUCGGGGAUUAUUACAGAAGAUGAGAUUGACUCACAGUCUCAUCAUCCUGGAAUCACUGCUUUCUUUUAAAGAAAUGCUUAUCUUGUUCAGUUUCUGUGAGCCAGGUUUCAGUAUUCAAUGUAUAUUGUGAGUCCUGUAUAGGGGUCAAACAGUAAAAUCAUCAUUCUUUGAGGUAAAAGUCAAGUUCAAGUCAAAUAUAACUUUUGCUUUUAUAUUUGAAAGAUGGAAUUGACGUAUUUUGAUUAAUUUCUUUUGACUGUUUUGAGAUUGACUAUCAUCCUUUGUUUGGUCUUCUCCUCUAAAAUGAUAACUAAACACACUACAUUUACACACAUGCACACACACACACACACUCUUUUCCCAUUAUGUCAUUUCCCUGCUGUCAUCACUUUGGCCAUUAUCUCCACAAAUGGCUGAAAUAACACUCAGAUGUCUGAUGCUGUUUGUGGCGGUUCGGGGUAAAAAUAUCUGCACUCUUGAGAUCUUAUCAGUCUGUCUCGGAGAUGUUUACCAUGUGAUUUUCCUCUCUGUGCGUGUUGUUUUUUCUGAAACAGAGAGCGAGGUCUCCGCCUGGCCUCUAAUGAAGCCUCAGGCGUUGGCAUUGCAAAAAAAUUGCUAUGGUAACCAUGUGUGUAAGCGUGCAAGCUGUUGAAAGGCUUUCAGGAAGGGUAUUUUGGUGAGUGAUUGUCUUGAGUUUUAAACACAAUUGUUUGGAGCUGUUUUAGUGAUUGUUGAUGUGAUUUUAACUUGGUAACUAUGGUAAGUUUGACCCCUCCUGGCUGCCAUACAAGAAGAACCCUGAUGCGGGGCUUUCUGCAGGUCCACCCUUCCUGUAUCGAUGACUGUAUCAUGUCAAACCUGGCUGUAAACACUCGUGGGUGGAGAGGUGUAAGAAAGAAAUUCGCACAUGGAUGGCAUAGGGUGUGGGUGGUAAGGAGAGGUACGUAUGGUGGAUGGAAGGAAGGGUGAGGAUAGAGGGAGGUUGAUUGGAGAGAUGAUAAGUUUGAGAGGUCUGUGAGGCGGCCAGGCGUGAGGUAAUGCUGUGUGGGCAUUUUGUAGAAGGGGACAGUUCAUCAUAACAGGCCUGAUGCACAAAUCACUUCAACUUGAGCUGUAUUUAUACCCUCUGUGCGUCUAUCAAACUGCCGCAAGAGCGAAGCUAAGAGGAUUACUCAAGUAGUGUACCUAAUUACAGUUUUAUUGCACUUUGUAAGUAAAUAUGUAAGUUUAUUUAUAGUGCUUUAACAGCAGACUUCCUAAAGUGCUUCACUGAAGAUUAAAAGAUUAAAAAGGCAAAACAGAGAGAUGUUAAAUACAGACGGUGCAGCUUAGAAGUGACAUCCUCAAACACACAGCCACCUGGCAGAUCAUGGAUGCUUUGUUUAGACGAGUACAAGGAGAGCCAAGAGGAGACAAAAGCAUGAACAAACAUCUCUGCUCAGCUAUAACAGGUCUGAGUCUGGCAUUGUUUGUUAAAUUGAAAAAAGGAACGAGCCUGAUCCAUUAUGACUGUGAGAUUAUGUUAAACAGGUUAGAAUAAAAGAUAAGAUUUGUUCUCACCUCUCCACCUCUAGAAUCUCAUGAUCUGGAGCAAAGAUGAUAACCUCAGUUUUAUUCGUAUUCAGCUGUCGAACAUGUCCUGCAAUAUAAGUGUUUAUAACCUUCACUCUGUCAGGUAAGAACAGACUACUUAGAGACAAUUUGUGGUUUAAAAGACGUGAUAUAAGAAGUCUUUUAAAGUCCUUGAACAAUAUCUAAAUCUGUCAUCUGCAUCUGGCAGUGGGGGGCCUGCAGAAAAACAACAACAGAGGGCCCAAAACAGAACCUAGAGGGACACCAGAAGACAGGCCAUCUAUUGGAGUUAGAUGUAUUAUAUCUUUAUUCAUACUUAAACACUUAUGUACACUAAUUUGGCAAAAUCUUUUACAUCUCUAAGCAAAAUAAACAGCUUUUUAUAUGUGGCUAAUACUUCUAUAGUUCAUGUUUUAUUUUAUAUCCUGUUUAAUUUCAGGGGUUUCUUGUCUUCUGCAGUUUUUUGACUGUAUACAAAUUUUGUUUCUUAUUUAUUAGUUUUAAUUUGGUGCUCACUGUUUGGCACUAAAAACAUCCAGAAAGCUCUUUGAAAGCGCAGCAAAUCCAUUUCUGAUUUAGACUCUGAUUUAACGUACUUAUAGUAAAUUAUAUCCAUUUUACAAUGUUUUUUUAAUUUUAAAUCUCUACAUUUCAGAGAGACAUCAGACUUUUUAUUGCACAGCAUUUAUCUGAAAUCUUGACUUAUGGGUUUAUUAAAUUAAAAAGUCUCAUUAGAGCAUGAAAUAAGUGUAGAGAGACACCAUCAAAGUGCUCACACACCAGUUUUGUCACAGGCUUCUGGGUUUUACUGUGAACAAGGUUUUAGAAAAAACUCAAAUGAAUUAGGUCUGAAAAGUGAAAACCAGUUUGUGUGACACUUUUCCCUGUUCUUCUUAGCAUUUUUUAACAUUAUUUAAGGCACUUUUUUCUCUUCGUCUUAGCAUUGGAGAUUUUGCAACUCCUGGACUGAAUACCAAACUGUUUAUAAUUGUAAUAAAACAUGCUUCAUUGUGUAAAACUCUAGUGUUGGAUUUUCUAACAUUAUUUAAGGCACUUUUUUGUUAUAAAAGGCACUUUCUACAUAUAUAUAGAAAGGGGCUGAUAUGUGUCAGGACGUGACAGCAACAAAGCUGUUUGCUCAUGAAGCACAGGUGAUGCAAGUUGGAGCAACACAACACUCCUUUUUAACAGAAUAUCUCGAGAGGCUUCAUCUCGAACAGCACCGAGAGUUCCUGACAGGUAAAAACCAAAAAGUGUCAGCUCCAGCAAAAACCUCCUUCUCAGCCUUUACUUCAGACAUUCAGCAAAUCUAUAUAUUAUCACAGCAACAGCCACAAGCUAAGGGAGCAAAAAAUCAUUGUAUUGAUUGCUCUCAAUAACCUGCCUUUCAGCAUGGGGGAAUAUUUGGGCUUUAGUAGACCGACUUGGUCUGGAGCUUCAUUACAUGACGCCUAUAGCUGGCAUCACUUACCUACCUGAAUCUUUCUCUUGGCUCUCGAUGAUGCUACUCAUGUUUGCCUCACCACCACAAAAUAUCUAGACAUCAGGUACAAGUUCAGUCCGUAUGGGUUAGGGCAGUAGUUCUCAACUGGUCUCACUCUGAGACCCACAUUUUCCCAUGGUCCAAGUCACGACCCACUUGUAUAGAAUUAAAACCAAGCAAAAAAAAAAAAAAAAACCUUUAAAGACUCAAAUCUUUAACACAAAUACACCCAAUUUAUUGAGUAAAGUGCAUUUUAGAGCACAUGAGGACGGCAACUACCGAAGUUGCAUAUACAGAAAAUAUCAAAUAUCAAAUAACUAUGAAAUUACACAAAAUAAGCUAUUCUUCAUAAUAAAAGACACGUCAAACAUCAGGUGAGAAUUAUAUAUUUUCUUUUUUGAACAGCUGUUUGUGACCCAUCCAGAACGUGUCCGCGACCCACUUUUGGGUCGGGACCCACCAGUUGAGAACCACUGGGUUAGGGUUUCAUCAAAUGUGAUUUACAGGAAUAUUUUUUUCAGGAGAGACCCAGUCCUUUACAGUGGUGUAAAUCUACCAGGAGCUUGUAAAUAAAAGCAUAUUAGAUAUCAUAUAUCUUUAUCAAAAACCAAUAACAUGUACCUUCAUAAACACACAGGAUCAUGUUUCUGUUCUCUUUAAAACAGCUACAAGAUUUUCUUUUAACAUUUAAAACUCUUCCUUUCUAAAUUCACCAUCUGAUGUUUGCUUCUUAAAAUUAUUCUGCACAGAUCUGACGUGAUCGUAAUUACCUGCAGGAUUUCACCGUGUAAAAAAAUGUAAAUCAUGAAUACUAAACAUAACUUCAGGUGUGAGUUUCGGGGCUGCAGCUUAAUGCAUCCAGCUGGUCCGUGUCUGAGCUACCUGCUGUCUGCUGCUUUUAAUGAACUGGCUGCUCGCCCUCUGCAAGCCACCACAUCUCAUUAGCACCAUGACUUCUCCACGCUGUGUGUCUGUGUGGGUUUUGACUGAGUGGGUGUUCGUACACACACCCUCACUAUUUUUGUUCUUAUCACUCCUUCUUCCUUUUUUUUUUGCUGUCUUCUGAUCUUUUCAAAGCCAUCAUCUUUUCAUUCCAGCUCCCUCUGACCUCUUUGUCUCCACAUCUGAUAGUUCUACAAACUCCAGGAGUCCUGGGAGUCGUUAUCCCUCCACAUCUGCCAGAAUUCUACCUUUCUUUGCCCUUUUUCUUAACACACUCCCCAUGUAAUUACCCUUCCUACACCUUUUUCUCUGUCCUUUCCUCCUCUUCUGCUCCUUUUUCUCCCCUCUGUUGCAGCACAGAUACACCAAACAUGCCUUCUCUUGAAUGAAACUCCUGACUCAGUGUUUUCUACCGCACCAAUUUUCACUCCCCCCUAACAUUUUGCACCUUUCCUGCAACCUUUCAUCUUCUCUCCUCUUCCUCCUCCUCUUCCCUCCCUCUAAAGCCCUGACCUCCUGCACUAAAACUUCUUCUGAAUCCGUACCUAUCGCUCAGCUCCUGUACCAAUCACUUGCUCCCUACUUCUAUAACUCUGUCCAACGGCACCUCCCCUUCUCCUCCCCCGUCUUUAGGCUUUCACACAAAAGACGUGACUACACAUCCAUGCAGCCCUUUAGGAAGAGAAACCUUACCCAUAAUGCUCAGAGUGGAAGAUUUGCAUGACAGGCGUUGGUGGUUUGUUUCACUGAAAGAGAGAGAGAGUUGUUGGGGAAAGUGUCGGUCUGAAUUAUUCAUAACUAGUCUAUAGGAUGAACUAAUGCACCACAAACACCUGUCCUCUGUUAUCUCUCCGGAGUGUGAUAUCUUUGUACGCUCAAAGUCAUCAUUUGAAGAUGUCCGGCUUUUUCCAGAGUCCCCCCCCUGCUUGUGUACUGCAGCGCAGCUUAACACAGGUCGACUUAAUCUUUACACAAGGCUCUGAAUUUUAAUGAAUACGAGAAUAUAAAAGUACAAAACUUCCACAGCUCCUUCAAGGAUUAAUGUGUGUGCCGCACUGCGGGCCAAGAAGAUUUUGGGAGCAUUAAAAAAAACAGAGUGAAGCAAGACACCUGGUCUGAGUGUGUGUUCAGUAGAUUGAACAUGAGGUUUUGGAUAUCCUCCCACAGCUUCGUGCUCAUUCUCUCUGUCUCGCUUUGUAUGACUGCAGGUUGAGGUUUUCUUGAUUCAGCGAUAAUUUGCAGUCCUGACUUGUUUGGGCAGUGAAUCAUCUUUAAUACUUGUACUUUUUUUCAAAGUCUUCGGGCAAGGAAACGCACACACAAAUACACACAGACACACUCUAUUGUGUUGCACAAUCUGAAUCUUUUGGAUAGGGGAAGAGGCUCAUCUGUCUGUGAGGAACUGGGUUAAUAUUUCACUUAUGUAGGAGGGAUGUUCCUCAGCAUAAAAUACAAUGAAUUUUGGUGAAUUUUCGGAAUAAAUUAUUGUUAAUAUCUGGAGAAAUCUCUGCACAAGAGACAAGACCCAAAACCAAUGUCUGUAAUCUUUGGACCCUCAGACAGCUCUGCAUCAAAACAGCCAUGACUCUGUAGUGGAAACCACAGCAUGGGCUUAAAAUCACUUCCUUAAGUACCAGAAACUUCUCUUGACAUUCAAGAUAGACUAAGACAGAGUGAAAAACUGUCCUGAGAUCAGAAAAAAAACAAGAAUGUAUGUUAACCCUGCAUCCUCUGCUAUUGAGGGACAACUGCAUGUUAUCAGCAUAGUGUAAAGUCCCACUCCAAUCUUUUUUUUUUUACUACUUAAAUUGUUCUCAGUGGUCUUUAAAUUGAUCACGUUACCAAGGUCAUUUUCAAGGACUCUUCUUCUGCAGAGCUCCAGUAGAUCAUUAGCGAUUCGCCUCUGACUGGUGGGCAAAGACAGCGCUGCUCUGCUCACUCAUCUUCACGUUAGCUUGUAGCCUAACAUUGCCGGUGUAUUAGAAAAGGCAGGUAACAAAGAAGCUAUUUGGUUCUUGGACACUAAUGUCUUUAGGGACACAAUGAAAGCUAAUCUCAUAUAGCGGGGUUCUGGGGAUGGAGCUUGAACUGGUUAUGUAUGAAUUCUUACUACUUCUGAACCUGCUUUUUGGGUCUGCCAGAGAUUCACAGCAAUUUGAAUGAAGAAAUACUCAGAAAAGCAAUUUCGCAUUUACUUUUUUCACAAUAUGUCCUGUAGCAUCAGAAAAAUGCCAUAUGAACAUAUACAAGAAAAACAUGAUUUUCAUCGGAGUGGGUCUUUAAAAGUCAGCAGCAAUGUUGAUACAGGGACGCAUAAGUUACCACAGAUUUUGGAGUACAUCCAUCCAAACAAUGCCAGUUGUUAGAGGAGACGUUGCAUAAUACAGCAAGAAGAUGCCAAACCACAUCCUGCAAAAAUGUCCUGCUGCUAAACUCAAUUUUUGUUUUGCAAUAUCUCAUCUUUUUUUUUAGUAACUAGAAUAACAUCCUGCUUCUUAGAAAGUACAUCACUGAAAAAAACAAGAAGUAUUUCUUUUGAUAAUAUUUUCAGUCAAUAAAUGAUAGCUUGCACCCGUACUUGUGUAUAAAUGAUGUUUAUUUACGAUGGAGUAGGUACUUAUGAUGAAGUAUUUCUGUGCAGGAAGAUUGCUGCUUUUAUUCGUCUAGGAUUAAAAAAUUUCAAAAACCACUUCAGCCAUGGAUGUUUUUUUUCAUUCUCUGCUUGAAUCCUCAUCUGAGUUGAGUGAAGGACACUGUGUUUUAAUUAUACAGGAUUUAAGUGCUCAUGCAGAGGCCGUAAAAUGUUAGUAAAAAAGAAAACACUGCAGUCAAGCUCUGUACCUCUUUUUAUUUAUCUAUCUAUUAAAUCAUGUAAGACCUGCCACUCUAACCAACGGCUAGCCAAAUAUGCCUGAGGCUCUCAAACACCAGUAUCACAUCUGUGUUAAUAUCCAAGUGCACUGGUAUUCACAACCAGUACUGCUGCUGUAUAAGUAAAAGCCUCAUCCAUGUUCAGGUGAGGGAAAAGAUACACCCAGAGCUGACAAGCUAGUUUAUUUGUAAUCAUGUGAAAAUAAGCAGGCUGCAAUUUCCAAACAAUUUCUGAGUAACAAACUGCAUUUUUUCAAUUUGAAAUCCAUAAUGAUGGAGGCAAGGAACUGCAUGAAGAACUCGAUAUUUGUCCACAGAAACAAAUCCACAGCAGAUAGACUGAACACUGUGAUUUACCGCUGCAUCACUUCUGUCGCCUUCUUAUUCGAUAAAUUACUGUGAAGCCACCAGGUGAAUUUCCACCUUAUUUGCAAACGUUUGCUGACUUUCUUUUACUGCAUUUCAGUUCAAUCCUACGACAUCUAGAAUCUUACAAAACCGUGUGAAAUAAUGAACUCUUAGCAUUCAGGGAAAUGAUCUGAGUGAAUAAUGUGUGAACAUGGCCCACUCAAUCAGUCUUUUCAUUUUGGGAUGUUGUUUAUGAAAAAGGUAGACAGGCUACAUAAACAUAAGAGUGUGUAUAUUCAUAGUUUGGUUGCACUUGAAAGCAAAUCUAUUUGAUGGAGCUGCUCAGGAGCAAUUGAAGGUAUUUAAAGUUUCAGACACUUUGCAGAUGUAGCUUAAUUUUCAAGUACAUGCACAAACACAAACAAGCUAAAGUUUCAAUCACACAGGACAAGAGUGAAAUAAGAAAUGAAGAAAUGACGUGUUUUCUCUGCUUUCCCCCUCACAGAAGUCCUUCUCUCUGGUGUUGGAAGCUCUGGAUUACGACAAUGACACAACGGACCCAGGUGAGGCUGCUGUAAAUGUGUUUGUAUUUUGUCUUUUCUUCAUAUUCAUCUAGAAACCUGAAGAGCACAAGGCUGGAAGAAGUUAUGAAGCGCUUUUGUUUUGCUGUGUGAAGUUAACCUGAGCCGCUGAAGUUAAAGUUAUUCUAAAAAUCUAAAUACAUAAAGCAAAAGAAGAGGUUUGUUUUCACCACAGUUGAGCCGUUUCCUGGAAUUUGUUGUAUUUUGGUAUUAAGCGUUUUUAUGGCAUCACAUUUCCAUGGUUAAGCAGAUGUCAAAAUGCAAGAUUCUUGUCUCUACUUAUCUUUAACCAAAUAUGCUGAGGCUGUGUUGUGGCAUUAAACUCUGACCCAUUGUCUCUCCAAGAAAAACACAUCCAUCAUAUCUAACUUUAAGUCAGGUUUUCAGCGAGCAACAUCGGCCUAAAGGCAGACAGCUCGCGCUUGUUUACGACUUCAACAAUGUGAAACAAUGUGGAAAUAUCCCUUGUGUCUUCAUUUCAAGGCCAGGAGGUCUUUUAUCCAGACCCUUUAAUUUCCUGCUCGUCUCCUUUAUGUUUCUCUUCAUAAUCAGGAAAAGCUCCGUGACAGAGAAUCUGAGCUGCAUGCUAUAAAAAGCACGACAAACACACACACACACACACACACACACACGCACGCAGAGGAGACAGAUGUUCUUGUGCCUUCCUCAUUCCUGUCAUACCACAGUCUUCCCUUUCAUCCCACCAUCCACAGUCAUAUCCAAAAGAUGGCCGAGAUAAUGAGAAACUUGGAGAUGCACCAGAACUGUGUCUCCUUCACCGUGUUCUUGUCCCCUGUCCUCCUUCAUCCCUCCUUCCCUCUGCCCUCCAGCGCUGCUCUUACAUCUUGUUUGCAUUAUCUGUCAUUUCCACCUGAGCCUCUGACAGCCCUUACAUUGGGUCUAAAGCCAUUCAGCUUAGCUCAACCCAAACACAGGCGUCCUGCAGCAGUCUGAAUAGACUUAUCAGGCCCUGCUGCUAAUCAGGAGGGAUUACCGAGUCCAAACGUACUUUCUGCAACAGUCCUUGAAAACAGAGGAAAUAUGAUGUCCUUUGAGCGCCGACAGUAUGACAUUCACUGAGUUUUGAUUGAAUUAAACGUGGCAUAUAUUAACUUGCAGAACCAUACCUUUGUCUAUUCAAGACCAAUGCCAUGUUUAUUAAAACUGUGGUUUCCCAGUUUUGCAAGGACUAAUGGACAUUUUGUCCUACAAUUUGAUGUCCCUGAUAUGCAGUAUGGUAAACAGGCCUAUGCAAAGUUAUUGAAACUGCUAAUUUAUGCAUAUCAGACAAGCAAACAAGGUUAUCCAUCAUGUCAAGGACUUCAGUUUGCAGUUUUUCAAACAUUUGCCUUUUCUGGGGUUCAGUAUGAGCACUGUUUAGUUUAGUUUAGAUCCCAAACUUCUUUUUUUUAUGCUGCCCUGCACUUGUGACUUAAACAGCCUCAGGAUUACAUGACAAAACUGCACAGACACAACAAUACAACAAACAUCCAUGCCAACCCCUAACACCUUAAAUCAUUUUAUUACCUCCCAUCAAUGGGAGAGUUAUCAAUCAUGUCUAAGGAAAACAAACACUGAUGUUCAAGCCACCUAUUUAGCUUCAUCUGUUCAUUAGUUUAACCACAUAUGGCAUUAAAGUUACUUGAAACAUUUCAGAAAGCAUACCUGUUCACGUAAUUAAACAUCUAUGUGAAUAAAGUAGUAUUUGCAAAAGUAAAGGUUUCCAGAGGUCUUUACUUUUACCUAUUUCCACUUAAUCCUCCUCCUGUGUUAGGGUCUGUACCGACCUGUUUUUGUGUUUAAAGGCUUAAAAGAUCGACAUAAAUUAGGUUUUCUGCACUUUUUGACUUUGUCAGGAAUCUCUAUUUCAACAAAAUAAAAAAAUUAAAUUGACUAAAUUAUAAAAUGCUCUAAUUAAAAUUAUGGCACUUGUUGAGUUAGGGUCGCUGCUGAUGCGGUUAGGUCAAUAUCUAAUAAUUAGAGCAAAAACUAAAAAAAGUGCACCGUCAGGCACCACACUGACAGCCAGAUCCUCUUCCAAUCAUGUGAGAUUUAGGAAAUUCUCAUUUUGUCAUGUUUUUCCCUGCACAAAAAACAACGUCGGUCAUGUCCAGACAUGUGAGAUCAAUUCAGUUUAGAUGUCUGUGUGAGGGGUAUGUUGACAAAGAAAGACCCAGAGGCCCACAACAAAAGAUAUUAUAAACAAUAUUUUCAUGGAUAAUAAAGCCUAACAAGUUAACCUGGGGAUGAGAACCAAAUUUGGAUGAUAGAGAAUUGUUUUAGGUUAAUUUACAGCUGAUUUAAGACACCGGUCAAAACCGACCCUUUACAUAGUGGGUGCACAGUAAAAGCUAACACAGAAGGAAGGGUAUGUGCUUAAUUUGUGUUUGUUAAUCUUCAUAAGUGUGUUGCGUAUAUUCUCCUGCACAUGAAAGACUUGCAAAGAAUAUUUCUGAAUGAUUUUUAAGGAAAACUCCUCUACCAUGCACAAUAAUACAAAUGCAUGCCAGUGGGCUCACAAUAUUCAACAAAGAGUGCGCCCACUCAUAAAAGUUGCACAUUUAGUGGCGUAAAACACCACACAGGGUAUUUUAACUGUACCAGAUCAGUACUGUAAUAAACCAAAAUUAUGUUAAAUUGCAGCGGUUUUAUUCUGUCAAUGCCUCUUUUCUUGUUCUCGUAUUUAUGGGGUCAUUUUGGGGGCAGAUUUGCUGCUGUGUUCAGUCACAUUUAAAUCGUAUUGACAAAGAACUCGCGGCCACAAAAUUGCCACCGCUGUUGGAAAGAAAGAGAAAUUCAACAGAAGAAGUGUUUUAAUCUAGACUGGCUUGUCUAUAAAGUUCAGCUCUAAAGUCUAGACAUUGUGCCUUCAUUCAGACGGGUUAAAUUACAUGGGGACACCCUCUAGGAGAGCUACAAUUGGACUAGAUUUCUCCAAAACUUUCCCUUACGCUAAAGUGCACGGGAGGUAAAACAGUCUCCAGCUGCUCCCUUGGUUUUCAUUGGUCUGCUGUAUCGAUUCGCCUGUUCAGGUGACUCUGGAAUAAAAAAUCAAAAAGGAGGCGCCCUCUUUCCUGCUGUGUUUUCUCAGCCAUUGCUGAGGAUGAGCACUUCACAUUCGAACACAUCAGUAGGGGACAAUCACCAGAGGCCAAAGAGAAAGAUUUAAGUGUUUGCUCCCCGCAGAAACAGCCCAUGUGUGGCUGCUGCUUAGCCUCUGUUUGCUUCUCUUCAAGACACGGCUCUGGAUUUCUCGUUGCCUCUGUCAUCUGAUAUUCUCCAUCCCCCUCUCUUCACUCUCUCUUACUCACUUGUUAUCGUGCCAUCUCAUCUAAUCACAUCACAGAGGAAAUCAAACUCUGUUAUACACCUUCCCCGCUGCGCUGCCUGCUAAUCCAGUUAUUUUUCUCCACUUACUUCACGACUGCUGCUCUUUUCAUCUUUUCAGGAAUGGUGAUGAUGAAAUUAGCCCUCUGACAUGGCAGAGUCAUAAAAUAAUGAAAAACCCACAAUGCACUGCAGAGGCCUGAUGUGUAUUUGGAAAACUGGGCCUUCAGAUUUGACUACAGGUGUAGGACAUGCGGUGCAGGCACUGUCACCCAGCGUCCAGUCUGCUCCUGCCAUGCUUUUAUUAUACACACUCACACUGAUAGAGGCACACAAAUACACACACUCAUACACAAACACACACUUGCCUAUAUGUGCCCCUGUUUUCAUUCCUUUGUGUAAAACAGUGAUCUCAUCUCUCCAUCAGUAUAUAUGUGUGUGUGCUCACUAAUAGCUGCCUCCCUUCCUCUUUGGUUCUGUUUGCCUGUGUCACACACACACACACACACACACACACACACACACACACACACACACACACACACACACACACACACACACACACACACACACACACACUCUACGACCUCCCUCGGUCCCAUGCUGACAUACCACCAACAAGACUUCCUUCACCAGGCAACUAUCUAGCAAUCUUUUCCUUUAUCCUCACCACCAUCACAUACAUUGGGACACACACAUAUUCUGACGCAUACACACACAUAUCCUCGGUCUUUUGUGUGUGUUAAUACCCUGUCAGAGGAGAUUAUGAGUGAGUUGGAGCUGACAGCGCCUCUGGGAAAUCCCCUCCGGGGGUCAGGAGCAGCAGCCGCUGCCCUCAGGCCUUGUCUGGUCCUCUCUGGUGUUCAUGCUGCCCUCUCUCUCUCUUCUCUUCAGACCCCAGACUGUUUUUUUCUGGUCUGUCCUUGUCUCAUCAGAGCUCAUAGUGAAAUUGUUUCAUGUUCACUCUCUGUUUCCUCGCUUUUUGGUCAAGUGGUUUGAUGUUGAAGGAUGCACUUAAGAAAUUGUGGGCUGAUUUAAGGAUGAGAGUGAGAGAGUUCCCCACUGAGCCAGACCCAAACACUUAUUCAUGUGUGAGUGUAAAUCAAUGCUUUUUAUACCACCCAAUCAAGUUUGAUUGUCUCGUGAUCUGAGUUUUGCCCAUAUUUCUGGAACAUAUUGAUGGCACACAGAGAAGUUUCUUUGAAAUUUCUGCUUUAAAAGACCUGCAUGUGGCAACAGGAGCUUGGUUUUGAAUCUGCAGGGGUAACACACUUCAAAACUCUCUGUGCAGAUUUAACAUGUUCCUCUUGAUUUUUAGAUUUUAUGGGCUCUUGUUUUGCACUUCAUGCUGUGGCUUGACGAUCUCUUAAGUGUAUUUUCCAGCAUCAGAGGGCUUCAAAACCCAGUCUCACAAAGCUCCCACAACAAUGAACAUUUGGUAGGGACAAAGUAAUUAUGAGUCACUUUUUAACAGCUAGAUAGAUGUAUCCCUCAAAUGUAGUAUAGGAAAGAGUAAGAUAGGAUAGGAUAGGGUGGGAUAGAAAAGUAUAUACAGUGUAGCAUUGUACAGUAUAGCAAAGUUUUUUAAAGUAUAGUAUAGUAUAGUAAAGUAUAGUACUGUGUAGUUUGGUAUAGUGUAGUAUAGUAUAGUAUAGUAGAGUAGAGUAGAGUUUGGUUUGGUAUAGUAUAGUAUAGUAUAGUAUAGUAGAGUAGAGUAGAGUUUGGUUUGGUAUAGUAUAGUAUAGUAUAGUAUAGUAUAGUAUAGUAUAGUAUAGUAUAGUAUAGAAUAGUGUAGUAGAGCAGAGUAGAGUAUAGUAUAGUAUAGUACAGUACAGUGUAGUUUGGUAUAGUAUAGUAUAGUAUAGUAUAGUAUAGUACAGUACAGUGUAGUUUGAUAUAGUAUAGUAUAGUAGAGUAGAGUAGAGCAGAGCAGAGUAUAGUAUAGUAUAGUAUAGUAUAGUAUAGUAUAGCAAAUUUUGGUAUAGUAUAGUACAAUAUACUAUAGUGUAGUAUGGUAUAGUAUAGUACAGUGUAGUUUGGUAUCGUAUAGUAUAGUAUAGUAAAGUAUAAUAAAGAAGAGUAUAGUAUAGUAUAAUAUACUACAGUGUAGUAUGGUAUAGUAUAGUAUGAUAUACUAUAGUGUGGUAUAGUAUAGUAUAGUAUAGAAUAGAAUAGAAUAGAAUAGAAUAGUAGAGUAGAGCAGAAUAGAGCAGAGUAUAGUAUAGUAUAGUAUAGCAUAAUUUGGGAUAGUAUAAUAUAGUAUGUAUAGUAUAGUAUAGUAUAGUGUAGUGUGGUAUAGUUUAGUAUGAUAUACUAUAGUGUGGUAUAGUAUAGUAUAGUAUAGUAUAGUAUAGUACAGUAUACUAUAGUAUACUAUAGUAUAGUAUAUAUAUAGUAUAGAUUCUCAGAGUAUAUUCUCAUCUAUUUGACUUGAAUUUGCAGAAUAAUUGGUUCUGACUCUUAAAUUGUCAGUGAUGUGUCUGUUUGUGUUCAUUUUAAUUCUCUCCCACAAGCUUCCUUUUAAUCCUUUAUAUUAAUUAAAAGGUGUUUUUUUUUUCACUAUCCCCCCUCAGGUCAGCUGAUAGAGCGAGUCCUCCUCUCCGCCAUGCUGAACUCUGGUGAGCAGUGGCAGACGCGCCGCUCCCACGGACGCACUCUGAGCUUGGAGUAUCGGCUUCGUUUCCGCUGUGACUCAAACUACUAUGGCCCUCAUUGCAACAAGUUCUGCAGGGCCCGUGAUGACUUCUUCGGCCACUUCAACUGUGACCCUAAUGGUUCCAAAGUCUGCAUGGAGGGCUGGACAGGACCAGAGUGCAAGGAAGGUGAGAGUUACAAACAAUGUAACAACAAGUUUGUGCAAUUUACUCAAUGAACUUUAAAGCAUGAAAAUCCAUCUGGAGGCUUCUCUGUGCCUCAUUUAUCCACCUGCUUAGCUUCUCAGUUAUAAUAAUCUGAUUUAUUUUUAAAAAAAAGUUUAUUUCAGAAUAUAUUUUCACCAAAAGUUCAUGAGAAGUUGAGGAUGGUGUUUCAUUUGGUUUAAUUCUCUGUCAUUCCUGUGUGGGGUUUUAUAAGUUUUCCAUGAAACUUUUCUUAUUUUCUAUCAUGAGCACUUUUGAAAACUGAUACUAUAACAAAGAAUAGUUAAAUAAACAUAACCCACACACAAGUGUCAUUGUUGAAGUCAUGAAAAGACUUCUUCACCUUUUGAAAUCCAGCCUCACAAAUGUCCUCACUCAUGGAAACAAAAAUAGACAGAAACAAACAUUUACUCAUUGCACUGACACACUCUUGUUCGUCAGGAUAUACAAUUAGUUUCAGUAGAAAAUGUGUGUGCGUAAUGGGGGGGAUUAUCCCCUGUCUGUCUGUGACUCAUCAGCUGGAUGACCUCACAGUGCGACCUCGGAGCGUUGCCGUGGUGCUGCAGUGGUAAAAGUGAACGGAGGAAACCAGACUGGAAACCAUGGGAACCCUGAAGGACACAUGCAUUGCUAGUUAACGGACAUCCUCAUUUCAUCUGACUUCCUCCUCAGCAGGUCGUUGAUUGGACCGCGGAGAAGCAGGAAGUUAGAAAAAUUAACCAGGGGUCCCUCUGUUCCCCUCCUGCAGGUUUAUGACAAUGAUGAAGUUCAGGGACUUCUCAGUAAUGGGUUCUCCAACUGGAUAAUUUGGAAAGAUAAUUACCCAAGAAAUAACCGCUUAAUGAAAUAUGGGCUGAAUAUUUCAGCCAAAGUGAGAGGACACUGACAUUUUUCAGCUUUUGUCUAGAUGAUACUAACUUUGCACAGUUUAAUCUGUGUUAUAUAUAUCUGUAAACACAUUGGGGUCAUUACAAAUUAAUUGUUUUUAAUUAGGCAAUGCAGAUACAGUACAAAUUUAUAACACGUCUCUUUGUGUGUCUUUUUUUUCUGUCUUCAUAGCGAUGUGCAAGCAGGGGUGCCAUCAGGUCCAUGGUUCUUGUUCUGUACCUGGGGAAUGCAAGUAAGUAAGAAUCACUCAUAAUGAGAUUAUUCCAGAAUUAAGGAGAGCACUACAGUGUGGAAAAGAAGAAAUAUUGAUAUGUUUUUGAGUUUAUGAGUUUAGAAACUCAGGGGUCUAAUAUCCUGCAGUGUCUUUUGGGGUUUACUGUACAGAGGUGCUAUUUCCUGCAGAGCAAUUAAAGGUAAAUGCUGCACAGCCUGUGAGAUAUUAUCUAUUUGUCUGCACAUUUCCACUCUAGCUCUGCCAUAAAGGAGAAUAACUGAAGGAAAGUUAAAACUAGAGCAAAAUAAAGGCAAACAAACAUCAGACGAGAAACUCCUUCAGCAGGACAGAUGUGACUCAGUGGUAGAGUGGGUCGUCUCUCAAUCAGACGGGUCAUGGUUUGAUCACAGCUCCCUCUGUCACAUGCUGAAGUGUCCCUCAGCAAGACACUGAACCUAAAAUUGCCCCUGUUGGCAGAGUUAGCGUUGUGUGAAUACUUAUGAGCAGGAGAGGUAGUCCUGGUGGUCCCCUUAUAGCAGCGUCUUCCAUCUGUGUAUAGAUGUGGAGUGAAAUGGUGAAUCUGACAAGUAGCGGAAAGAAUUGAUCAAAUCUAUAAAGCAGGAACAAUAGUUUAUCCAUGAAGCAAAUCCUCCAAACAUGUCCGGUUUCUUGCAAAUGUCUCCUCACUGUGGUUUUAUCUCCAGGUGUCAGUACGGGUGGACGGGCCCUUUGUGUGACCAGUGUCUGACGUUCCCCGGCUGUGUGUACGGGAGCUGCACGGAGCCCUGGCAGUGUGUGUGCGACGUCAACUGGGGAGGACUGCUGUGCGACAAAGGUCAGAUAACGUGAAGUAAAACUUUGAUGUGCUUUCAUGACGGUGGUUGUUGAUCCAUUUCUCUUUCCAACACAACAGAAACCUCAGCGUACAAUAAACCAUAUCAUUAUUGAAAUUCUGUACUCUAAGUUUCUUUAUACUUUAAUUUCUCUUUGUAUGUCUGAAUGCUACUGUAAAUUUGGAUUUUCCCCCUGUGGGACUAAAAAAGGAACAUCUUAUCUUAUCUUCCAAACAUCAUUGAAUUGUUGUGUGAAUUAAGACAAUCAUAUUCACAGUUUCCCAUUCUGACCAACAUUAUUUCAUAUGAUGCAUAGCUUUAUUGUACCAGAUGAGAAACACACAUUACUUCUUUGAUUGUUACAGACGAAACUUAUCGAUAUUCUUCUCUCAUGGCCUGUCAGUUUGUCAGAUAUGUUCUCUUUACUGUCAAUUUCAAAGCAUGAGAAACAUAAUGAAAGCUUUGUCAUGUAUUGGGUCUGUUUGUAUGUGAGAGAGAAAGACAGAGGGAGAAACAUUGUUUGCUCAGUAUAUUUGUUCAUCAGCCGUUGCUCCUCACACACCUUCCCAGGCUUUAUCUGCUCAUCUCUCACAAUGAGAUAAGUCGCAGCUCCCUUGGGGCUUUGUUUUCUUUAACUUCUCCCACCACACUGUAGAAAGUCCCUUGACAUUAUCCCUGGAUACAAACCACCCCAUCUCCCACCUCUAUCCCACUCUGGGAUCUGGGAGCCGAACUAGAGCCCAUGGGACCCUGCAUUGUGCAGCGGAAAGGUGAUAGCCUUGGGUAAGGUGAAUGUGAGCCGUGUCAGGCUGGAUGUUCUCAGCUAGGUGGGGUCUUUAGCUGUUUCCAUGUAGUCUGUAAAAAGGAGUAGAGAGACAAAGCAACUGUGAGAAUGUAGGAGAUCAUUAGAGGAAGCAGGGCUUUAAUCAGCCUAAACACUGGAGACAACAUGGCCUGCAGCUUCUGGGCAGCAAAGUCAGCACACUAAGCCAACGCGGAUACACUCCGGCCUCUGCGCUGUCAGUGUGUGUGUGUAUUUGUUCAUAAAUGCUCCUUAAAGUUAAACUCGACCUGUCUCUAUCUUUUAUUCCUCUUCUCUUCACAUGGUUUCCACACUGUUUUGUCUUUAAAACUAGAAAAUAAAGCAUGCUUGAACUUUUUUAUGUCUGCAGAUCUCAACUAUUGUGGCACCCAUCAGCCCUGCAAGAACGGGGGGACCUGCGCCAACAAAGAGCCAAACGAGUACCAGUGUGACUGCCAGGAGGGUUUUAAAGGACGUGACUGUGACAUUGGUAAGUGCUCACCUACCAGGUCCUGAUCCAUCGAAAAAUGAUAAUAAUAAUGCAUCAGAUUUCAUAUAGCGCUUUACCAGAGACCCUCAAAGUGCUUUACAUUGGAUACAUAAUUCAUUUGUUCACACAGUCGCAUGAAAUAGAGGAAGCAAAAUUAGUCUGAACACAAACACCACCAGCAGCAAUCAGUGUUCUGCCUCGCCCUCCAUCUCCGCCCUCAGUCACACCUUGGUGGUGGUAAACUACCUUAGUAGUCACAGCUGCACUGGGGCAGAUUGAUGGAAACGUGGCUACCAGUUUGUGCCAACAGCCUCUCCGACCGCCACAACACUCACAAUCACACACCAGUGGAGGACACACACUGGGAGCAAGGGGGGUUAAGUGUCUUACCCAAGGACACAAUGGACAGACUCGGGAUAGGGGAAAUCAAACCGUCAACCUUUCAGUUAUUGGACGACUGCGCUACCUCCUGAGCUACUACUGUAACCUAGAUCAAACUCUCUGUGACAAUAUUUCCUCUGUAACUUCCUAAAACAUUCAUACUUUAAACCUUUUGAACAUUUUCAGAGUGAUUUUUGCAUUAUUUCACACUUCCAUCCUCUUCUUGUGUUUUUCUUCUUCCAUCAGUGGAACACGCAUGUUUGUCAUCCCCAUGUAUGAACGAAGCUGUGUGUGUGGAAGAUUCAUCCAGCUUCAGCUGCAUCUGCCCCGACGGCUGGACAGGACACACCUGUGCUGAAGGUGAUUGCUUUACUCCCCCAGCCCACAUACACACACACAGACACACACUUAGUGCCCACACAAGACUUUGAUCCGAGGGGCCGGACAGUGUGAGAUUGUCUGUGAUUGGUUGUUAUUGGAUCAAAGCCAGUGAGUGACUCUAAUCAAUGAAACAGAGGAAGCAAAAUUAGUCCGAGCACAAACACCAUCAGCAGCAAUCAGCGCUCUGCCUCGCCCUCCGUCUGGUGUUAUUGUUUACAUGGAUUUACAUGACCUGAAGAAAGGUGGAAUAUCUUUAAUUAGUCUUGAUUUAAUUUAGAAAGCCACAACUGCUAAUUUAGUCUCAGUCUCAGUCUGGAUUGAGUAAAAAGGGUUUAGUUAAAAUAUGUCAGUAGUGACAGUUGAUUGCUGAGUAAACAAGGAAAAUUCCACUACUUACCUUCUAAUGAAAUGAAAUUAAUCAGUAUUUUUUUCUGCCUCAGCUGCUUCUCUCUCUCUCUCUGUGUUCACAGAAAAACUCAAAGUUGUUUUUGUUUCACUGAUAAAUAUGGUGUUAUCAGAUUGUUUGCUCUGCGGGUAAACUGAGACCAAAAAACAUUAAAUACUUAACUGUUUACCGCCAUACUGACUCUUGGCUUCUGCCCUUGUUAACUGCAGUUUCGUGUAUCAGUCGAUGAAUGUUUGUCCUUGAAAAUAUGCAGCUCUCGUUUAUUUCUAAGACAAAACUUUACAUGAUACACAGCAGUUACAUUAUCUGCUCUAAAAGGAAGUAAUGCAGAUGAUAUGGUGGUGACUGUAAGUCUGAUUCUGACUUUAAAGUGUUGUAGACAGUUUACUCACUGUAAGCUUACAUAUUAACAAUGCAGAGUCUUAAUUUUGGAAUGAAAUUAUUAAAAUAAAAAUUAAUUCAUGCAUUAACUUGAGCACACGUUAUUUAGAUAAAUGCUGCAGUGUCACUCCAGUGUGAUCUGAAAUCAUGGCAACUUCAAAGUGUGUCCCACUCAGAAAUAGGGCUGCUGGCUUUUAUGAAGUCUGAUUUGCUGCCCCUGUGUGCUCAGACUAAGAGCACCUAAGAGAUAUUUUGAUCAUGUUUCACAAAAAGUGCUUAUGUCUUUGGACUUGUCAGUUAAACUGUCUCGAGUUUUGUGCCAUUUUAAAAGCACCCUUGAGUCUUUAUUUUUCAUCACCAUGGCAGCAGGAAGCAGGUGUACACUGCUGCUCCUUAACUAAUCAAUGGGUAAAUAAUUAUUCACAGGUAUGUAAAACUGGCGAGUGUCCUAAGAAUACUAAUUGUCCUUUACAUAUGUAUGAUUACAGAAGUAUAUGAUAUUAUAUGAAUAUAUAUUUGCUAAGUUAUAGGUUUCUGUAUAUGGGGGCGAUGUGUAAAUGUUUAUAUAUUUAAAUCCAUAUUUGUGUCUCAUUAUAAUAAAAUAAUUCAGCAAUAAUCACUGAAAAUUGAAGGUCUUUGAGAAAGAAUGAUUAACAUAUUUGUAGGUUUAUAAAAGGGGAUGCUAACAAGAUACGUACUGAAGUUAAACUGAUUGAAUCUGAAGCAGAAAAGCAGAGAUAUCCCAACUGUUUACUGCAGGUCUGAGCUGAGGUCAAGAACACUUCCUGGCAUAACUCCCAUGAUCCCACUUGUCUAACCUGAGCAGCCUCUGAUGACUUGAACUGAGCAUUUUCACACUUCAAUCACUAGCUCACUUUUUUACAGCACACUACCAAGCACAAGCAGUGAGAAGGUUUUUUUUUUUUUCAAACAGGAUUCACACAUUUUCAGGCAGUUUAAUGUCAAUGAAACCCCCAGUGCAAACACUAUAUAAUAGUGCAAUACUGCAACAUUCACACCUUAUAUGAUGUUUGCCUCCCACGAGUCGAAGCGUGGACAAAGGUCAAACCUGUUGUUGGCUCUGAUGUAACAACUGAGCCGUCACAACAGUCCGUCUUUGGCUUGAUCAUCAUGUAGACUGCGUGCGUGCGAGUGUGUGUGUGUGUGUGUGUGAAACUUGUGUAUACAGAAGCUUGUGACAGCUGUGAAUGUGUGUGAGAUUGGAUCACGCAGGUUACGCUCCGUCAGAGCUGCGUAUGUAAACAAGCUCCGUUCCACAUCCCCUGCUUUCACCUCCAUCAGGAUAAAGUGCAGGCUUGGACAUCAACACAAACAAUAAGAAGCAUCUCUGUGAAAGAGAGAGAGAGAGAGAGAGGGUGUGUAAGAAGAGAGUAACAAACAGAGGAAUAAAGGAAGAGUUUAUUUUUGCUCUUGUUAUUUGUCCCUGUCAUGAUUAACAGUCUGGGAGGCUGUCUAUCUCUGUCCCUGUGUGUGUUGUGGGGGGGCUCUCUUGGGAAUACACAGUGAGAGGAUUGUCAGGCUUGCAGGGAAUGACAACCAAACCACAACAGAGCUCUGCUUUGAGAGUAGAUUUAUAUAUAUAACCAAUAUUAAUUAAAGGCUUUAUGUUUGUUAUGAAUUCUCCGUCUAGUUUUGGCAGCGUGUUAUUGCUCAGGGUUGGAGUCGGGGUCGGGAGGAUGGAAAAUGGUUAUGUGCAGGGUUAGGUAAAUGAUAAAGGUUAUGAGAGAGACAGAGUGAUGAGAAAACAGGAGAAGUAUGAUGCUACAUGAAGUUAUGCAUGGUUAACCCCUGAAAUGAGGGCUUUUUUCGAUUGUUGGCAGGCUUUUUUCUCACAUUCACUCUCAGUCUUUAUCUGUUUUUAAUUCCUUUUCAGAGGAGUGGAACCAGGCGUGGCUGCUCCAUUUUCCCAUUCUAUUUCUCUCCUAUUUCCCCCCAUUAUUGUUGACUUUAUUUAAAUUCCCUGGUCUCUCCCUCCUCUCAGGGAAAGGUUUGAGGUGUCACCCGUGCGUGUGCAGCAGAUGAUCAUAUUUAUCACUGUUUGCACAGAAACCGGAGCAGCAGAAAAGAGAGUAAAAACACGCUGCUGUCAAAGCAUCCGCAUACCAAUGCUUUAGUCCAGAUCACACAUGUCCACAUGGUGGCAUCGCACACAUACACACUCACAGACACACUAAUUGUCUCUUUGAUAUUCACACACACACUCCGAUUACACAGAUCAGUAGUUCACAUGUGAUGUUUUCUGUCUUCUCUCCCCAGCGGUGAGGCAGUGUGAGCGAAGCCCGUGUGGACGUGGAGCGACGUGUGAAGACACUCCUGGAGGAUAUCGCUGCAUCUGCCCGCCAGGAUGGACAGGCCGCACAUGUCAGCUGGGUCAGUGGGUCAGAAUUAAAUAUGUUCUAUGUAUGCAAAUAUACACACAGGCGGCCUCUGCCCCUGAAUAAUAAAACCUUAAUAAGCUUGAGGUAUGCUUCAAUAUGUGAUCAAACACCACUGGAGUAGGCUGCACUCUCAUGCCGACUGCUCAGUAAUUCUGGUACAACCAAUGUGGCAUUUAACGACUCUGAGCCAAGACCUCCUUUUCCAUGUGACUGACUUAAAUGGUAUCUUUUUUUUGGCUCAUUACAUGCCUCAGAGUAGGGCCCGAUGAUUUGUUUCAGUAAGUGCUCAGUCCACUGUGCAUUAGGCAGCGGUUUCACUCUAACGUCAUUUCGUAGUAUGAGUUUCAAAAAGAACCUGUGUCCUCUUAAUGUAUAAUAUAUGGGGUUUAAAUCUAGUAAAAUAACAAAAUCAUUGUAUGAGUUCAGUUUCUGCAUUUGUUUGGAGAAAUUAAAGCUACUGUAAGAGUUUUAACUGGUCAUAAAACACACACUGGUGUUUGUAGUGGUACCUGUUCAUCACCUACAAAAACAAAAAGAUCAUUAGCAAGGAGUCUGACAGUUUCUAUGUGUAAAUCUGAACGUAAGGAGGUUGGUGGCAGGUUGAAAACUAACUAAAAACAGCCUGUUUUCACUGUUAACAGCAGCAGAUAUCUAUAGUAUGAUAAAUCUGACUGCUAAAGGAGGGUAAGAUUAUAUUUUCAUCAGAUAAAACAACGCAGUUUACGGGAUAAAAAAGAAAAAGAUUUGACUUUGUCCACAGGGGGGCGCCAAAAUUGACGCAAACAAGAAAUUCUUCACAAGAUCUUUAAGUUACACAAGCUUUAUUUUAUAGAUUUUAACCAAUUUCCAAGACUAUUUAGACUCUUAAAUUUCCAUGUUGGCUCCAUAACUGAGGUUUAAAGUUCAACCUUACCCUGUCAUAAACUUGAACAAACUUACUUUCUGACUAAAGUUUGCUUAAAGCAAAACACAACAGCACUUUUCAGUGUUAAAGGUGGAGGGGUAAGACAAUUAGUAAGAUGAUUCGCUUAAUGGGAGGAUGCAAAGUAAGAGGAGGGCAAUCGAUUUUAGUUUAAUGAAACAUUUUGGAGAAACAAGGACAAUUAAGGCGACAAAAGAGGGUCCCAUGCAGUUCAAAUUAGUGAACGCUUCAUCAGACAGCAAAGCUUCAUCAAGGGGAAAACUACUUCAUUAACUCAGAGUGAUAAUGCUCAGAAAAUGUGACCAGGUUUGCACAGAUGUGAGGCGAAAUUUUCAGCAAGCCUCUCAACUUGGUACUAAAAAUGCUAGGUGUCUGUUAGCUGGCAAAAGACAUAAAAUUCAUUCUUAAACGAGUCUAUUUAUGUAAUUUUUACACUGAUGUUCUGACAACCUAAAUCAUCCUGAGCUUUUCAAAUGCAGAAUUUCAACAUGCAACAUGUGGAAAAAGAAUAUGCAUCCAAAAGAAGAAAAAAAAGAAAAAUGUUGCAUGUUAAUUCCCCUAUAAGACCCCAUAUUGACUGAGAAUCAGUAUUCUCUAAAUGCACUGUCACGUCCCUUUGGGCUGCAGCCACUUGUAUUGAUGAGUGAACUACCAGAGGGGUCUUAUGUUAGAUACAACAGCAGAGUGGAAAAUAUAUACGUUCAGGUCACACACACACACAGAAGACAUACUAUAUGCACAUACAGAGGCGGCUCGAGGGGUUAUGAUGUAGAAACGUAGACAUAUUUCAGGAUGACAGCUUCCCCUGCUCCUCUGUGUUACAGCGAUAUGUCACUUUGACACUUGAUAAUCCCCCAUAGUUCCACAUCACAGGUCAGUACCUCACAGUGUCUCUCUCACACACACACACACACACACACACUACCACACAUUUGGUGUUCAAACACAGGAGAUAAAGCUCUUUAUGGCCUCAGCCGAGAGGCAGAGCAUCCGUGCCUUAAAUAGUGAAAUGCAAUUAUACUUUCUAUCAGUUUCACUCUUUUAUUAGUCGACUUCUGUUCACACACUUUCUCUUGUGGUGGGCAGAAUCCUUAGGCUUUUCCUAUAGAUAACACACACACAUACACACACACACACAUUCUCACACACACUCCACCGGGGCUAAAUCCCAACAGGCCUCUCACUGCGGUAACAGGUUUAGAUUACCUAUAACUGUCUGACUAUUUCCUCCACAUUCAUUUAGCGCUUCUUUCUAAUCCUCUCUCGCUAUCAGAGACGAGCCCUCAGGGUUUCCUGACAUUAACACCUCCAGUGUGAUGAGGAAAGGAGGGGGCCUCACAAAGUUAACACGAUCACAAUCGCAGAAGAGGGGUUGGUGCACAAACAAAAAUGUAAUCAGAUCCUUUUAAGUGUUAGUUUGGACUAACCAUGCGCAUAAAUAUAUAAUUAUCAGACGCAUCUUUAAGCGUUUGUGUGCCAGAAUUUUCAUCAGAAUUUUUUUGUUUUGUUUAUUCAGUCAUGAAAAAUUAGCACAUCCGCAAAUAGUUAUCUUGACAAAAUCAACACUGAACACCAGCCUUGCUACAGAUGCUGUUGUUUGCUUUUGUUGGUCACCUAGAAGCGUCAGUAUCAAUUUCAGUUUGUUAUCUAACCAACAAAAAACUCCUUACAGGAGCUUUAAUUGCUUUGGAAACAGCAAAAAGCAUGAAAAGAAGUUUAAAAUCAGGACUAUCAUGAUCUCUGUUUGAGGUAUACUUGUGUGGGGGUUGUCAGGAGGACACACAUCAUGUUUACAGGUGCUGAAUAAUAAUGAUGUGAACAGGAAAGUGUUUAUCUUUUUUUCUCUUUCAUCUUUUCUUCAGACACCAAUGAGUGUGAAAUGAAUAUCUGUGUCCACGCCCGCUUCUGUCGCAACCUGAUCGGUGGAUACCUGUGUGACUGCCUACCUGGAUGGACGGGGCCCAACUGUGACAUCAGUGAGUAUGAAAGAGAGGCAACAGGAAAGGGAAGGAGAGGCAGCUGAGGUGAAAUCAGUGGAAGCAAAAGAAACAUGGUGGGAUUGGAUGAGAUGGAUAAAACCAAGAGAGAGAAGAAAAAAGUAAAGAAAGGAAGGAAAACUGAAGUGAGGAGAAAGGAAAGGGUGUGUGAAAUACUUUAAAUGCUGUGUUUUUGUAAAAAAAAUGUUCAUUAAUGUUUUAUUUUCCAUAGGGAACAGCAGCUGUCAUGGUUUGUGUCUAAAUGGAGGACAGUGUGAGGUAAGACUCCAGGCUUUUCUAUCUGUCUUAUUGCACACAGUGCUAACUUGCUGUAAUGUCAUUUCCUCACUCACAUUUUAUUGUAGUGACAUUGCUGCUGCUUUCUUCUCAUCCUUCCUUUUCCUGCUCCCUUAAAUGGAAAACUCUUGAAAAGUGCACCAUAACUGUGAAGCCCUUGGCAUUUCAGCCUCUUUUCGGGACAUGAAAACUUCUUUUUGAAAAUUUUUUGCCUCAAGAUGUGUGCAGUGUUUAGUCUCAGAGGAGAAAAUGCUUCCAAGCCUGAGGCAGAUCUAUGACAGUUUCCUUUUCUUCUCUCUAGCUUGGUGCUCUUUCCCCAACUUCAUGUAAUUAUUGAUUAGUCACACAUGAAAUAACAAACAUUUUUAAUUUCCCACAGGACCAGGUGUCAGGGUCCAGAUGUUUAUGUCCGCCUGGUUUCUCUGGGAAAUACUGUCAAAAUCGCCCAAAUGCUUGUGAAAGCGCCCCCUGUCUGCAUGGAGGGCAGUGUGCGGAGAAGGAUGGACGGACGGUCACCUGCAGCUGUCCCCAGGGAUAUUCAGGAUCUUUUUGUGAGGUUGGGGAACAUUUGUUUUUCUGCUGAAACAAACAUUGUAAAAACAGGUAUUUAGUGACAAAAUGACAUGUGCGUUGAAAGCUCAUCUUUUAAUUUCUGUUGGAUGUUGCACUCCUCAGAUAUUGUCUCAUGUCUGACUCUCUGGGUUUAUAAAGAGCUUCGUGUCAUGAAUAAUCUCACUUUUUGCAGAAAUUGCUAUUCUAAUCUGUUAUUGGUAUCCCUUAUUUUAUUACCGUUUCUCUAUUCCUGAGCCAUGCAUAUACAAAAAAAAUCCUAAAGUUUAUAUACCAUCUCAGCUAAACACAGGUGUAGAUGUCUUAUGUGUACUAGAUUGGAGUAGCAGUUCAACAAUUUGUUAGUUGUUUGCUCAAGUUAUUGUUGUUACUCAGUUUCAUUAACAGUCACAAACUUUUCUCAGACCCAUCACCCUGAAGUGUUAAAAUAAUUUAACGGCUUAAGGAAAGUAAUCAGAUAAUGCUGGAAAAAGCCCAGGCUAUUAUCGAAAAGACUCCUUUAGGUAUUUGUUUCUGAAAAAUCUAAGCAACAGUUCCAGUUACUUAGUUUUUUUGUGUUCUGCCUGUUAUUCCAGAUUCCUUUAGAUCCAUGCAGUCCCAACCCCUGCCAGCAGGGAGCAUCCUGUCACAGCUUAGACGGCAGGUACAUUUGCACCUGCCUCGAGGGUUACUAUGGUAACCAAUGCACGAGCCUCAAGAAUCCUUGCAUUGGUCAGCACUGUCCAGGUAUGAAACCUGAGUUACUUUUCAGUCUUUUAAGGUGCAAAAUUUGCGUUGAAGAUGAGUCUAACUUCUGUGUUUCCUUCUCUGUGGAUAAAGGAGCCAUGUCUGACCCGACACACCAGGGGAUCAGCUUUUACAUCAUCCUGGUGGGCGUAUUAGCUUUAGUGACGGUUUGUGGCUGUGCUGCCUGCGCUUUCAUUCUCUCUCACCUCCAUCGGAAGAGGAAAAAGCAGCAGGCCGUCCCACAGGAAGAAGGCAUCAACAACCAGAGGGAAUUUGUCAACCUCAUCAGAAACGUGGACCGUCCUGUGCCCCUCCUGCCCCCUGCCAUCCCGCCUUCACAGCCUCCGGCCCCUCCCCCUGUCACGCGAUGCUAUGAAGAGAUUGAACUGACCCUGCCGCCUUCACCUGCACCUUCACACCCAUCUCCAGCACUAAAGCCAGCCCACCUGCCCAAACUGGACAUUUCAAACCGGGAGAGGGAAAAGUUGAAUCGAAUUUACUACACAGACAAUCAGGAGGUGGAGGCCUGA